GGAACCUUGUUGCCUCCGCUUGCGUUACCGGGCCGGGAACGGUGACGCGGCACUAUUGGCGGUGCACAAGCUGGCUGUCAGGCAGGAGGCGGCGCUACCGGUGCCGGGGCAGGACGCGGGGUCGGGAGCGGUUGCGAGGACAUGGCGGAGACUAUUGUAAGUUGGGCUUGAGGUGGGGGGGUGAGAAGAGAAUGGGGCACGUGGGGUCACCUGUCGUCGUCCUAUCCCCCCCCCAGACAGACAGCCCUGGGUUGCCCCGGGUUCCCCCGACGUGAGGCCUGUGAGGGAACAGGAGGCGCCGCCGCUCCCUCCCUCCCUCCCUCUUUGUCAUGGUGAGGGAGGCGGCGAGUCUUGGGAGCGCCCCCCCCUGCCUCGCCCUGCCCCUGGAUCCCCACCCCAGUGGGGGGGGGGUGGCAUUGGCCAACUGGGUCUGAUUCCCCUCCAGCCUCUCCAUGCAGGUCCUGUGAAGGAGGCGGAAGAAUGAUUUCUCCGUGGGGGAUUCCUCGGCCCUUCUUUCUGAGAGAGGGGGGGCGGUCCGGCCCGGGCAUACUGGCACUGGCGGUCGCUUGCGUCCGACCUCCCCCAUCCCCCCAAAAUAACCACAACAACUUGGAAGUGUCAAGCGAUCCCUCUUCUGCUUUCACCAAAGGGAGGAGGAGUGCGGAAAAGACGGGGCACCGCAGGGCUAAGCCGCUUUAAUCUCAAUUUCUUCUUCUCUCCCCACCCACCCCCAAAGGGAGAGCAGUGGGAGCUGCAGUUCCCGAGGUUGGGGGGAGGGGCUGCGAACUAAAAAUUCCCAGCAGAGCACCAAACUACAAUUCCCAGAAUCCUCUAGGUGAAACCAUGACACUUCAGCUAGCAUAAAACUAAAAAAACAGCAUGCAUAUGCCUAGUUAGUCGACCUUAACUGCCGUCAAAAACCCGUGGAAGUGGGGAGCAUGUGUGGCCAAUGUGCAACCCAUGUGAACAUAGUUUCUGCGACAGCAACUGUUUUUUGUCUUUUUUUGCCUUCGGUUUAGUGAUCAUUUUAUUUCUCAGUGUCCAGGUUCAGUUGCUAUUUUUUCAAGAUCGAUGUGCUGUUGGGCUAUUUGGCGGCCUGCCUAAAAUGCAUUAUGUCUUGUGUGUGUGCAUGCGUGCAAGUGUGGGCAUAGGGAUGAGUGGGACCCUUAAUAUUUUUCAGAAUUAAGUAGGAGGCUAGCUCACAGGCUGUAAUUGUAAUUCUGUGCCUCGUGAGAUCAGUAACUCUUAAUGUAUGGUCAUAAAUAGCUGAGUUAUUUUCCACUUGAAGCUUUAGAUGCAUUUAUAUCCAUCUGACAAUACCCAGUUAGGUUGGGUACAAGGCAAAAAAACAACAACCCCUGGAUUUAACUUGUAGAAAAUUCAUAAGCGUUCUUGGCUUAGCUCCAGUUGUAGAAUGUCGGAGGAUUAUGUUCCUUACUGAAUAAGGGAAACUUAGUUCAUGCUAGAAUGUGGGAAUACUCCAGCGGUUGCCUUACAUUAAGUUGUUUUUGUGAAGAAGCCUUCACAUUGUUUUCCUCUGUCCAUGUGGACAAGGUGAGAAAUUAAUCCCUUCAAAUAUAAGUUGAGUUAAGGCACUUUUUAAUGGGACGAAGAAAGAAAAUUUAGGGUAUUAUUUGAAGCAUUUGAGAAAGAACAGAUUUAUCAUAAUGCCAUAUGCAACAUAGGAAGCUCUCUUGCACCGGGACAGUCUAUACUAGGCAAGUAUAAUCUACUCUUAAUUGGCAGCAGCUUUGCAGCAUCUUAGACAAAAACCUCUCAUGUUACUUGCUACUUGACCGUUUUUUAAUUGGAGAUACUACAGACGAAAUGCAGGACAUUCUGUGUGCAAAGCGUGUGCUCUACUUGUGUGCUCCACCUCCUUCCUAUAGAUGUUUGAAGACUCUGAUUGUUCCAUAAGAGCACACACGUCUGAAGGUUGAAUUACAUAUAGUGUGGGUGUAUCCCUCCCUAUAGUGCAUAGAGAUUAAUAUCACAUAGGCAUGAACACAUAAUCAUGAGAAACCAUGGGCAGCUUGAAAUGCUUUCUUUUGAAUUAUUAGGUCACUAGUACUCAGUUUUCUCAACAGCCUGGUCCUGUGAAGUUUCAGGUGUAUGUAACUGCAUAGGAUCGGACAGCACAAGUUAUAGUAAUGUGCGUGUGUUAGCUAGACGUAGCUUAUGCCAAUGUUAACAAAUUGUUGCCAGUAUCUGUGAUAAUCGUGACCAUAUGUAUCAAUAUUCAUUAAUUGUCCAUAUAAGUAAACAAUUGUUGCCAGUAUCUGUGAUAAUCUUGACCGUAUGUAUCAAUAUUCAUUAAUUGUCCAUACAAGUAAACGAGGCAGGGCCUUCUUUGGGCAUUUUUGGCAUGCAGUCAGAGCCUUCAGUCUCCAGAGCGAGACUGUGGUGUGGUUUUAAUGGCAUUCUAGUUAAACCUGUUUUUGGUAGGGUUAGAUCAUCCACUUUGAUUGUAGCUAAACGGAAUGUAAAUGCCACUGUUUAACCUGCUUAAGAGGUAGGUUGUUUAUGUAGUAUUCUUUGUGGCAAUUAAAUGCCCCACUUGGUUGCUGACACCUGGUUUUCAGUGUAAACCAAGUUUUAGCAGUAGAACUGAGUCAGCAUAGUUUUCAGUAGGAAGUGCAAAUCACAUGAAAGACUUGACAGACAAUAAUUUUGGGGAAAUGCUCUUGCUGGGGCUUCUCUCAAAAUUAUCUGUCCUUGCCUGUCUAGGAAACAGGGUAGUUUCCCUGCUUGUAAAGGAUUCUAAUGCAUGUCACUAUUAUAAGAUUCUGACUUACAGGUGGCUUUUAAUAUUGGCAGGUUUCUUGGUUGAUAUUCUCUGUACUUUGGGCCAUCUGCUGAGGCAGCUUAUCUGCCUAUCAUCAUCAUCAUCAUCUGGACACUGCAACCUUUCAGUUUCAAAAACCUUUAAGGUUACUUUUCUAAAGCUACACAGCAAGCAUUUUAAAAGUGUCUUCUAAUAGUCUUUCAUAUUUGUUACCACGAUAGAGGAAUACUACAGUUUCAGAGUAAUUAUGGACAAAUGCUAUAUACUGUAUUAUUCAGAUCCAUUUUUCUCUCUAUGUAUGAUUGGCGUGUUAACACCCACAAGGUGAGUGCUGGUUGCUAUUCUGUGUGCCAUCUACACCAAUGGGUGGAGCUUUGGGGAAUGUAUCCUGCCUUUCGGACAGGGGCUUUCCACUCAAAUCAUUAUUUGCCUGCCUCUGCUACUUGUUUCUAAUUUGGGCAUGCACUUUCUGUAGUGCAUGUGCACACUUUGGGAGGGGGAAAAAUAAUCACGGAAGUGCACCGGCGCAAACAUUACUAGCUCUUAGUUGUCAUAUGUCCCAAUAAAUUAAAUAUAGGCUUUCACUUUUUUGGAAGGUGGGAUGCAGGGUUAUACAUUCCCAUUUGGUUUUAAUUUGAAAAUAUAGGGAGGCCUUGAACAUAAGUGGCAUUUAGCUAUGUUAAACUGCUAAUUGAUUCGAAGGACAAGGUGGGGUGUGUGAAUAAAAAACAAAACAAAAUCCCAUAUCCAUAAGAUGCACAACUGCACAUUACUCCCCUCCAAAAAAAAGUACUGCAGUGUGGAAUACGGGACAUUCUGAUAAAGAGGUCUUACCUAAUUCUGUGUAAUUCUCUUAAAAAUAAAUAAGUUAUUUUAGAUGUACAAAAAAGAAAACACAAAUCCAUUAACAAUGUUUACAUAUGGUAGGUGCAUCAGUGGGAUGGAGCAGGCUGACUCAAUAGUUACCAUUUUUUUAAUAAAAAAAAAGAUCCCAGUGUAUGUAUCAUGAUCUCGGAAGUAAUUCCCACAUUUACUGUGUGAAAAUAGUGAGCGAAUUGAUCCUGCAAACUGUGUGUGCCUUCAGCAUGUGGCAGUCUGAGGGAACAGAGGUCUUUCAUUUAGGCUGGUGGAAGCAUAACAGUUAAGUUGUGUUCCAAUGAGCAAAUGGAAAAUAUGGGUUUGGUCACCAUGGACUGCUAGACACAUGACAAACCACCCAUCCAAAAAUGCACCAGUGAGCUUCCACACCAGCAAUGACUGCAGUUUUUAUAACUGGCUAUUUUUACUUACUGAAUUUUCCAUGGUAAGGGAAAAUCUGGAUUCAACAAAGAAAAAGUAUAGGCUGGCAUUUUGAUGGCAGCAGUGACAUGUGGAUGCUGUGAAAAGGUGUGUGUAUCUCACUUAUGAGAGUGUGACUUACUUCUCCCUAUUCCCCCAGUAAAUUCCCAUCUGGAAACACCCACAAGUUUGAAGGUGAUUUUUCAAAUGGAAAAGAAAAGACCUAUUGCAUGAUGUUGAAAUUCAGGGUUAGGCCUGGAAUUGUUGGGCGUGACUUGGUCUUAGUAUUAGUCAUUCUGCUUUCACUCCAGAGUGGAAUACUACAGAGAGUCACUGCAUGUUUACUGUCAAGUAAGUUAUAUUGAAUUCAGUGGGACUUGCUCCCAGGCAACAUGCUGCUUUGUCAUGUUGGAUUUUGCUUGGUAAUAAAAGCAAACAUCAGAAAAAUUGAAUGUUAAAACAGUGUUACAAAACCACAUUAUGUUUAUAUACUUAAAACUCAUAGAAAGUAUCAAGGUGGUGCAAAACAGUAUGUGCCAGUACAAUAAAAGAUAAAACACUAUUCAAACAAUGCAAGAUAUAUGCCCUAACUGUAUGUGUACAUUUAAAACAUGGGCAGAACAAUCUAAAGAGGGUGAAUGAGGAAGUACCCAAGACAGAGGAACCACCAAAUCCAAAGCCCUGUCAGGUUUAUGCCAACAGAAUAAAAAGCAAUGUUUGUUUCCUUUCCUCUUUCCCUUUCUGCAGUCUUUUAAAAGACAAAUCCCUUCCAUUGGUCCCAGUAGAUGGGAAAAUAAGUACCGUAUUGGCCCGAAUAUAAGCUGCACCCGAAUAUAGUCAUACCUCUAGUUACGUACCACUCUGGUUUCGUAACUUUCAGGUUAUGAACACAGCAAACCUGGAAGUGUUUCCUUCCGGGUUCGCCGCACAUGCAGAAGUGUUCUGCGUGCUUUGCGCAUGCACAGAAGCAAUCUGCAGUAGCAGCCCUUUACUUAUGGACUUUUCGGGGUGCAGGCGGCACCCUGGAACGGAUCACGUUCGUAAGUAGAGGUACCACUGUAUAAACCACACCUUUAAAAUUGGAGGUGAAGAAAGAAGAAACACCCAAAUAUAAGCUGCUCCCUUCUUCACUGGCUGCAUACUGGGUAGGGUGGGAGAGCCGUGCUGUGUUGCCGGCAGCCUUUCCCCAUCCUUCCUUCCUCGCUUUCUCCCUUCCUGGCCUUGGGGGAAGGGGAGACUUUGCCAUGCUCCUGGAGCCAUUUGCCCCGCACUCCUGGCUGCAUACUGUAAGGUCACGAAUAGCAGCCGCACUUUAUUCAUGGUUGAAAUUGGGGGUGGGUGGGAGUGAGGCUUAUAUUCUGGCCAAUACGGUAUAUUGGAACCAGAGCCAAUGUACUCACCCCGUCCCUGUUCUGUGUGUGUUGGGAACAGAAGGAACUUGGAUCCAGCGCUUCCCUCAACAUGCUCACCUCCUACAUGAUGGGGGAGACAGCUGCAAAAAUUUCCAUGACUGCAGCAUGGAGACAUCCAUGCUCCACCCACCAAGAGGCAGACCUCUUGCUCCACCCAUGGAGAGGUAGAUCCACAAAAUCCUGUGACCUCUAGGUUACCUGGGAUAGCUCUCCAGCUGAGGUUGCCCUUCAUUUUUUCACAGGGCAAAAUUGCAAAGGGAUAUCAGAUUAUUUUUCUUGACCUCUACAGUGGUACCCCGCAAGACGAACGCCUCGCAAGACGGAAAACCCGCUAGACGAAAGGGUUUUCCGUUUUGGAGGCGCUUCGCAAACCGAAUUUCCCUAUGGGCUUGCUUCGCAAGACGACAGCCCAUAGGGAAAUCUCAGGGACAGCGGGAAGCGCAGCGCGUCUUCCCCACUGUCCUCGGACCUCCUCCGAAGCCUGGCGGCGGGGCGGGGACACCUCCUCCCGCCGCCGCCGGGCUCGGAAGGCUCCUCCGAGCCGGGCGGGGGGAGGGAACACCUGCCGCCGCCGCCCGGCUCGGAACGGUGCUCCGAGCCGGGCGGGGGGAGGGAACACCUGCCGCCGCCGCCCGGCUCGGGACGGUGCUCCGAGCCGGGCGGGGGAGGGAAGACCUCCCGCCUCUGCCCGGCUCGGAACGGUGCUCCGAGCCGGGCGGUGGGGAGGGAAGACCUCCCGCCGCCGCCCGGCUCCGGAACGGUGCUCCGAGCCGGGCGGGGAGGGAACACCUCCCCGCCGCCCGGCUCGGAACGGUGCUCCGAGCCGGGCGGGGGAGGGAAGACCUUCUGAAGGCGGGCGGGGGCGAAGUCUUUGCUCCCCCUGCCUGCCUGUCCCGGAGGGCUUUUGAAGGCGGGGAGCAAGACUUCGCCCCCGCCCGCCUUCAGAAGAGGUCCAGGACCUCUUCUGAAGGCUGGCGGGGGCAAAGUCUUUGUCCCCCUGCCUGCCUUCCCAGGGGCUUUAAAUUGCCCCGGACAGCGGAGAAGUCCUCCGCUGUCCCGGGGUGAUUUUAAAUGCCGCCCGCCAGCAUUUUAAGAUCGCCCGGACAGCGGAGAAGUCCUCCGCUGUCCCGGGGUUUUAAACUGCUGGGGGGGGGAAGAAAAGCCCUUGCCCCCCCCCCCAGCCUUCAGAAGAGGUCCGGGGACAGACUGUCCCCGGACCUGGUCUGAAGGCGGUUUCCUAGGAACGCAUUAAUUGAUUUUCAAUGCAUUCCUAUGGGAAACCGUGCAUCGCAAGACGAAAAACUCGCAAGACGAAGAGACUUGCGGAACGAAUUAAUUUCGUCUUGCGAGGCACCACUGUACGUAUGAAAGCUUCAGAAGUGUAAAACAAGGCAGCAGUGCUUCAGGCCCAAGAUUACCUUCCUAGGGACAAUUACCUUGAGCUGUUGUUUUCCCAGAGUAGAUAGCUGCCUUUCUUUUUCCAUCUCAAGAGAUUGCUCCAUUGUUGUAUGCCCCAUAGGACUUGCAUGAUUUAAUGCACUAUACUGCUGUGGUGUUUGAACUCUAGCUGCGAUUGGCCCUGCCACCAUAUGCAGUGGUCAGAAAUGAUGGAAGUCGUAGUUCAUCAGCAUCUGGAAGGCCAGUUUCCCCACCCCUUGUGCUAAAAUGAGAGCCACUGGCAGUUAAUGAUGCUACUUGAUGUAAUUUUUUUUCUGCUGUGAGAACAGCCUGAAAACUCAUGAAUGUUUAUUGCUGAGCUUGUAUAUAAUUCCUGCUGUUUUUGAUUUGUAAACUCAGUCUCUAUCAGGAAAAUAACUUAGAAACCUAUUAUUGUGUGUCUUUAAAAAAGAUAAUAUGAAAAUGCUUUAGAUUUUACUAUUCCACUUAUUCCUCUUCCUGCCAGUUAUAUGUUCCUGCAUUAAAUUUUGUAUUACUGUCCUCUUAAGGACUUUCAGGCUGCAUUUGUGCUGGUUUAUUUCCUACAUUUAAAAGCCAGUUCUCUAUGUUCAGCCUCUUUCCCCCAAAAACUCAGAACUUCACAGUUUUAUUUUAUUUCUAAUUUUCUUCAAAACCUUUGCCAUUCUUAAUAGAUAAUUCGUGUCCAAUCACCCGAUGGAGUGAAACGCAUCACAGCAACAAAGCGGGAAACUGCUGCAACGUUUCUGAAAAAGGUAUUCUAGCUUGGCAUCGUCUUUGCUGUUCUUCUAAGGAAGCAACAAUAGAAUCAUAGAAUCAUAGAAUCAUAGAAUCAUAGAGUUGGAAGAGACCACAAGGGCCAUCGAGUCCAACCCCCUGCCAAGCAGGAAACACCAUCAGAGCACUCCUGACAUAUGGUUGUCAAGCCUCUGCUUAAAGACCUCCAAAGAAGGAGACUCCACCACACUCCUUGGCAGCAAAUUCCACUGUCGAACAGCUCUUACUGUCAGCCAGUUUGUGCACCUGCUCUUUAGGCUUUGGUUGGAUUUACCCAGAAGCUUUCUUUGACAAUGAUUUACCAUAAUUAGAAGAGAGUAGUGAUGGCUUUGUGGUUCAACACACAUCACAGAAGAAGCUAAUCUUUCCAAAAUUAAACUCCAACACCUUUUGGUUGGAAACCCACAUUUGAAACUUUUAUCAAAGCCUAACCUUGGUACAUUGUAAAAUGUCACCAGUGCUGUUUCAAUCAGAUGAGUAUUUAAAAAAACACAAUGAAAACCUUUUGAUGGCAGAGGAUCAGAUGUAGUGGUUCAAUACACCAGGCACUUACAAGCAGUGUGGUGGCCUCUGUGUUUAUGCUUGCUUCUUUGGGGACUAGUGGGAUUGAUUUGUAUGCUCAUAAGCCAAAACAGUGACUGUAGUGCAAAAUUCAUCUGUUAGUUGGGAACCUCUUCCAUAAUUUAGUUGCCAAGCAAAAUAAAUCAGAUGUCUUCAUGCAGCCUGAGUCUUUAGUCCAAAGCAUCUAUGCCAGGAAUUGAGUUCUAUUGAAUCCAGUGGAACUUGAGCAAAAAUGGUUUCGGAUUGGACUUAAUUGUAUGGCUGCCUUUUUAACUGAAAUAUCACCAAAGUGGUAUGUAACAUAAACAAUAUUUCAUUUCCAAACACUACUCAGCAAUAAAAUUUAUGCUCAAUAUAAACUUCAUAAAAACGGCCUAAAAUUGCAAUGCAACUGAAACCAAAACCAUAAGUACUGUAAUUCAGAUUUUCACCUAUAGAACCUGUACAGUGGCAUACGUCAAAAUUCAGGGAAGAUCUUCCAGUAGGCAAGGACCCACAAAUACACUUGCAAGUGCCCCAUUUUUAUUUAUAUUUUGCUCUAUCAAGAGGAUGACGUUGGAGAGGGUCUCCACUGUUGUUCUUGGAGAAGUUUGAGGACAGUCCGUGGCUCCAUGAUGACUCAGAAGCAUGGAAGAAUGGCAGAGGCUCUUUCUGAGACUGCCCUGUACCACAAUGAUCCUUGGAAAACCCUGAAAUUUCCUGCUGCUUUCUCAGCACCUGAGGCUUACUGCAGUGGGGUUAAGCUCUUAGCCCUUUUUCAGCAGGGGCUCUUCCCCACCUCCAUUGUACUAAACUUUGUUACCCACUGCCAAUGGAACAAGUUCUUUUUAUGGGAAGUGGCUAGGUGAAACCCCACUGAGAGCAAAUUCCAUAAUGCAAGACUGGCCUUUCUUACACUGAGCUCCAUUUUCAAAGUCGAAUGGCUGAUUCGGACGACUGUUUAAUUUAUAACCAUCUUAUCAGCUCUAAUGGGGUUUAUUUUGUGCAUUUGCCAGAGUUGCAAUAAGGUACUUUGCCUAAUUACCUAUACAACUAAACAACAGAUUAUGUUUCCACAGUAAUUCCCAUGUACUUUUACCCAUGAACAGGAAGAGUUGAAAGAUCUUGGUGACAUUUUCCUCUUCUAAUCUGUAUUCUACUUUCAUUUAGAAAUUUCUUUUACCAGGUUUAAACAAAUGGGAGUGCACCAAUUGGGCUUGCCUGCUCCCUGUUUUCCGGAGUGAAAAUUAUUCCCUGAAAUGGGCCUAACCCUGUUUCAGCAUUGACUUCAACGCUAAUUGCUGACAAGUGUAGCUUAAUUUGAAAUUUCCACCCAUACAAUGUCUACAUAAUAUGUAUUGUGGAUUCUGUGAGUGUACAUUUCAGAUAUUUCCGCUUCCACUUUUGUGUAAUAAACUCCAUGUGGAGAUGACAUCUGAGACUUGUGUUGUAGGGAUAAACAUACUGUAACUGUGUGAGAUUUCUGCUAUAGACAUUAUGUUCUCUCUUUUUUCUAGGUUGCAAAAGAAUUUGGCUUCAGAAAUAAUGGAUUUUCUGUGUACAUCAAUAGAAACAGGACUGGUGAGAUCACAUCAUCUCCCAAUAAGUCCCUCAACUUAUUAAAAAUCAAGUAAGUACUUUGCAAAAGACAUGGAGCCACUGUUGGACUAUAGUAGGCUCUGUUUCUGUUUGGGCAAGGCCAGUCAGAUUUCUUGACAGUGCCUGUCUUGGCAACUGAACAAAAAUACCCACUCUAAUAUUCCCUAUGUGGUGUCAUCUGUCCUGUUUAUGUCUAUGGGUUUAGAUGAAGCAGAUCUCUUGAAUUGAGAUUUUGAAAGAAUUAUGAGGUACUACUUAGUAACCGAUUCUAAUAUGUUACAGUGCAUUAAUUCUUUUUUGACCCCAAACAUUGUUUUAAUCCAUUUCUUUCUUUGUUUACAUGCACUUGGUCUAGAAAGGAGAUGGAAGAGCUGGGCUGCUUCUGCUGCACAAUUUUUCCUUGGAUACCUAAUUUCAUGAUACAGUGGUACCUUGGUUUUCGAACGUCUCCGUCGACGAACAUUUCGGUUUUCAAAUGCCGUAAACCCGGAAGUAAAUGUUUCGGUUUUCGAACUCACCUUGGAAGUAGAACAGGCCACACGGCUUCCAUAUUGAGUUUUCUGUAUUGUGUUUUCAGUUUUAGAACAUUUCAGAACUCGGAACGGUCUUCCAGAACGGAUUAUGUUCGAAAACCGAGGUACCACUGUACUAGUUAAAAUAAAAUGGAUUUUAGAAUACUAUAUGCUCAAUAUCGUAAGAACCAAAUUUGGAAGGUAUGUUGCUUGCCCUCUAAUGGCAAUGCUGGAUCUAUUGGACCCUUCAGCUUGGAUACAGACGCGGGGGUCCCGUUCCUGGCCCCUGUGUGUGUUGGCGGAGCAUGCAUAAACCCUGCCCCGUUCUGCCCUCUUCCACAUCUAAAAGGUACACACAUGUUGUUGGCAGUCAUGAUAGCAAUUGACAACAAUUAAAAAAGUAAUAAUUAUUAUUCUGAUAAAAUUUAAAUGGGGUAGAGCAGAACUAAUUCCCAGCAAAACAAUGAAGUUCUCACUUGUUUGUAAAAAGCCAGCAGGGAGGAAGCUGUUUCAUUUCCCUUGGAUGGAUGUUCUAUUUAAGGGCAGGUGACUAAUUGGCUCCUCUGUUAGCUUUUCCUUUUCUUUUUUAAUUGCCUUUUGCUUUGGAACGAAAAAGCAGCUGAACAGCAGCCAGAUGCACCUAUGUUUUCUUUAAUUGCAUGAACUCUAAUGGAUAAGUCUCCUGCUUGUAGGCUAAUUUGUGGCUUAGCAAUAAGUUUCCUAGCUGUUCCUGGUAGUUUGCAGAGUAUGGCAUGCAGUCUUCAUGGUUUUUUUCACUUAACAUUACAUCCAGUCUGACGCCUCGUGCAUUCAGGUUUACAUGGGUUGAAUAAUGAGCCCAUUGGAAAUCUGUGCUUACCCACUUUUGUUUAGAAAUGUAGUAGAAGCAGCAACAGCAGUAAUAUUUUACCAUCAUCCUGGAACGAUAUUGUCAAGUAGGUAAACCAUUUUACAGAUAAAAGCAGAACACCAAAAAACAUUGUUUUUAGUAAUAAAACAAUCCUAUUGUAGCAUCUCGGACUUCCUGACUGUAACUGUCUUCAUUACAGUUAAUAUAAUAAAGAAUUAAAAAUAAACCCAGAAAAUAAAAAUAUUAAUAAUAAAGUAAUUUCAGUGUCAUUAAAGGAAUUGCAGACUAUACUAUUGCCUUAGAGUCAGGAGUAAUUUUGACUGCAUUCAAAGAAAGAGUUUGCAGUAAAUUAAUUUUGUCUUUGACCCAUCUCAUCAGAUCUCAGAAAAGACGUCAAUUUUGACAUUAAAAUGAAUUUCCAACCUUGAUCCAUUCAUUGAUAUUAAUUACUAAAGGGGACUUCCAUUUCUGCACAAGCAGCAUUAUUCCAGGAACUGUCAUGUUUGAAACUAAUUCUGUAUGUAUUCUAUUAGAUAUUUUGUGUAAUUUAAUCAUAAUAAUAGAAUGGUAUUUCAUAUCCCAAUACACUGGUUGUUUUCUGACUUUUUUGCAGUAAGCUACAUUUCCAUCACAUAUGAAAAUGGUCUCCUGGUUCCUUCCUACACCUCCAACACAUUUUUGCAUUGUUUCUAUUUUGCUUAACAUCACAGGACUUAAAUACCAGUAUUGCCUUACAGUAGUUUCCCCUUAUUGUUAUAGUCUAUGAGAAUCUCUGGCAUAAAACCCAGACUCUCACGGUGAUAUUGCUACCAACACCUUGCACCACUAACCCAAGCACAUUAGUUCACUUGCUCAAAAACAGUUGAUAUUUUCUGGAUAGUAGCCUUUUCCAAGUGCACGUAGCUUCUUAUUUUUUAUUAUUUUAUCUAAAUAGAGCACUCCUUCUCCAGUUCUUAAAGCUGUGGUCUGAGUCUGCUAAGCUUGGAUGUUUCUGUUUAGGAGAAGAAAAGUUAGGCUUGGUGUAGCAAGGUUUUUUCCAGAACCCUGGCACAGAGCCGGCUCAGCUAUUAGGCAGACUGAGGCGACUGCCUCAGGUGGCAGAAGCCCGCAAGGUGGCAGAAGAGAGACUGGAACAGAAGAGACACUGGAAGCAGCUGAAAUUGUGCAAGAUCUUGUUGAGCGUGCAAGAUUUCAGCAAGAUCUUGCCUGAAAUUGGUGCUGUUUAUCUGCCAGCAGUGAAGGUGGCAGGGCAGGCAGAGAAGCAGCAGCAGCAGUAGGUAUGGUGUUGGCAGCAGGAGAGCAGGGCAAGAUGACACUUCCCGCUUUGCCUCAAGCAGCAAAAUGGGAUGUGCUGCCCCUACCCUGGCGAAUAGCCUUCCCCCUGUCUGCUGUUCUUGGUAGCCUAUCAAUAACGAUAGAAGGGAAUGUGCUGUUUAGAAGGAGAAUCUGGAAAAGCUUUUAUGUUUUCCAUGGCUUCUCAGUUGUUCCAUCCCUGAUUGGGGAGGAGAGAUGGGAACAUCUUUAAAAUGUAGCACAGGACAGAAGUUGAGUGAUUGCGCUCUGUUGGCUCAUCUUGGGGAAACUGCAUCACCGAAAACCACGUCUUUAAAAAAGCAGCAUCAUUGAUUGGCGUGAAUUAGAAAGAAACAUCAUGCAGAGAACCAAAGAUUCUUUUAAGAUUGCAGUCCUCUGCACACGUACUUGAGCACAACUAGAUUUAACUUCCAAGUUAGCAUGCACAUGAAUGCUCUGUAACUGAUGCAGUGGUACCUUGGGUUACAGACGCUUCAGGUUACAAACUCUGCUAACCCAGAAAUAGUACCUCGGGUUAAGAACUUCGCUUCAGGAUGAGAGCAGAAAUCACAUGGCGAUCACGCGGCAGCAGCGGGAGGCCCCAUUAGCUAAAGUGGUGCUUCAGGUUAAGAACAGUUUCAGGUUAAGAACGGACCUCCGGAACGAAUUAAGUUCUUAACCCGAGGUACCACUGUACUGAUUUAGGCUGGAUUCGGAGCUCCUGCUUGAGGAAAGGUGGGAGCAUUUCCCCCCCUUCAGCCCCCUGUGCCCCCCGAAAAGUUGCUCUGAAGGGUUAGAAGGACCAUUCUACAGGGGACUACAAGGGGAAGGGAAUGGGUAAAAAAAUGUCUCCCUUCUUCCUCCAGUAGGAGCCUUCAUAAGACCUUAAUCCUUCUGGAUUAGAAAAAGCCCUUCCCUUUGCAGAAGGGACACUCUAGAUCCAACCCGUAAUGUAUAGUGUUAAUGUCAAGACUGUAGAACAGGCAGGUGGUCCCCCAGGCCUCUGAAUCUGGGCUCCUGUUCUCACGUAAGCCAUACCCUCUUACCCCUAGGCUCUACCCCACCAGUCCUGUUCCAUGGUGAGUGGCCAUGCAGGAGAAAACAGCUUCCUGUAAGGACCACUUAUGGGACGCGGGUGGCACUGUGGGUUAAACCACAGAGCCUAGGACUUGCCGAUCAGAAGGUCGGCGGUUCGAAUCCCUGUGACGGGGUGAGCGCCCGUUGCUCGGUCCCAGCUCCUGCCAACCUAGCAGUUCGAAAGCACGUCAAAGUGCAAGUAGAUAAAUAGGUACCGCUCCGGCGGGAAGGUAAACGGUGUUUCCGUGCGCUGCUCUGGUUCGCCAGAAGCGGCUUAGUCAUGCUGGCCACAUGACCCGGAAGCUGUACGCCAGCUCCCUCGGCCAAUGAAGUGAGAUGAGCGCCGCAACCCCAGAGUUGUCCGCGGCUGGACCUAAUAAUGGUUAGGGGUCCCCUUACCUUUACCUUAAGCACCACUUGGUUUGUUGCUGUGCACUGAGCCUUCUGCUUGAGCCCCUUUCUCAGUGAGAAAGCCAAGCUAAGAAAUGAUAGUGAAUAGUGUGUGUGCACAUGCAUGAUAGAAAAUGGAGUGUAUGUGUGAUUUGGCCCUGCCCACUUUCCCCCAAGAAAACCCUGCUUUGCCGGUGUGUGAAAAGGAUUCCACACCCUGCUAUGAGUUGCCCAGGCUCCCCGCACCAAGUUCAUCCCAGCUGCAUUCCUGUCUGUCUGCAAAUAUGGGGAAGAAGGUCCGUGGGAGUCAUUCUACCUGUGUUCCUUUCCUUUCUGUACAUUGUGAUUGCCGGCACCAAGAAGGUAGGGAGCAAGCAGAUACGUGAUGGGAUCACUGAAAUCCAUUGCGUGACUCCCAUUUGCCCAUGUGAGUGUCUGGCUUCUGUAUACGCGGCCCGUCAUUUCCCACCCGGUGCAGCCCUUGGAGCCAAUAUGGCGAAUGUGUAGGCUUCACAUAAUUGCUUGUGAAUUAUCGACACUGAGGCACUGGGGUGGGGUGGUACCUAAGUAUGAAAGUGGUGUUCAUUUUCAUAAUUGAAAUUUCAUAAUUUCCAUUUUCCCCAGAGUGGCUGGGGAAACUCAGACAGAUGGGUGGGGUAUAAAUAAAUUAUUAUUAUUAUUAUUUGGUAAUGGUUUUGUCACAUUUUUGUCUCCAAUUAUAGGCAUGGGGAUAUGCUGUUUCUCUUUCCCUCAAGUCCAGCUGGCUCUUCCUCUGAGAACAUGGAUACGUCAUCGAUGUCUCAAGGAGUUCGCCCUCUAGGUGUUCCCCAGGUGGUAGAAGAUGAAAUUGACCAGUACCUAAUAAAACAAGAUGGAAAGAUUUACAGGAACAAAGAUCAGCAACAGUAAAUACCAUUGCACUUUCUCUCUGGACUUUAUAGAGCAGUUCUCAAAGUUGCAUAAUAUUACACGGGGACAUUUACUGUUAUAAGCUUUUCCAAACCUAAUUAAUGUCAAUCCAUGCGAUUCACCUUGCAGCACUCACUCUUCUCAGAUUGCUGGCAAGCAGGUCAUAUGAAAAGGGGCCAGGGAAGUGGCUGUAUGGGUCUAUUUCAAGGUUCUUUGUCAGGGGACAGAACUUGGGGAAUUUUUUUUUUUAAGGUGAGGAUUGCUGCAUUGAUAUCUAGCCCAGAUAGUGAACAUAGUGGUAGGACAUCGUUAAGAAAGCCAGCCUCGCAGUUUGAGAACCCUUGUGAAAAAGCUACCAGUUCUGUCUCUGUGCUGUCCAAGCUGUAAAUUAGUUGUUUAUACCACAGCGGUUGUAUGACUUGACUCAAUGAUAUUUUAUUUAUUAGAUUGAUAUACCGCCCUUCAUCAUAAGAUCUCAGAGCGGUUCACAGAAUAAAAUACCAGAUAAAAACAAGCAAAUAAGUAAAACACAACAGCAAAACAAUAACCCCCCUUCCCACGAAUGCAUUUAAAAGGCUAUACUAUAGAAUAUUAAUCAACCAAAGGCCUAGUUGAAGAAGAACGCUGGCGCCUGGUACCUCGAAAUAUAUAAUGAAGUCGCCAAGCGAACCUCCUUGGGGAGAGCAUUCCACAAACGGGGAGCCACUACAGAGAAGGCCCGUUCUCGUGUUGCCACCCUGGAGGAGGCAGCACAUGAAGAAUGGCCUCGGAUGAUGAACGCAGAGUCCAGGACAGUUUUAUCUGGGGAGAGUUGGUGCUUCAGGUAUUGUGGCCCCCAGCUGUUUCAAUACAUACUGUUACCCAGUCGAUACAGAAUUUGCAAAAGUUAUAUCAUGUAGCAUGUUAAUGGACGACCCCCAUCCCACCCCAAUAAUAAAUAAACCAUCUGUAAUAUUGUAAGGUAAUGCGUAUGGUGCUGCGACAGCCAAUUACUCUUGCACAAAAAGUGUUACGGUUUUGGAGAACAAUGAGAUGACUAGCCUUGCUAGUCGUCGUCACACUCAUUUGAAGUUUGUUCAAAUGCUGAUGUUUCUAUAAAUACGAAAAACAAUAAAACUUGCAUUACAGAAAGGCUGUGUGUAUAUUUAGUUGUCGCUUCAAAGAAGCUGUGAAAAUGGAACCCAGUGCACAGAGUAGCAGGCGUCAUGAUUCUAGAGUCUCUGCCUGGUUUUAUGUCUUUGUCUUUAUGCUGCCUUUUUUUCUUUGAGUUGAAAUAGCCACAUACCUACAGAGUUGUCACAGGUUUUGUCAAUUAUGUUGAGACUCUAGCUUAGAGUUGCCAUGUAUUUCCUUUAUGGAAGCUUUAAAGAAGCUUGAAACGCUCAGCUCUCAAGAGGAAUAUUGAAGACGUCCCGUGGUUUGACCUGUGACUGGGAAGGGACAUUGUGACUACCUGUUGGCCGCUUGUUCACUGUAACGAUCAUCCUAUUGGUAGUAACUCGCAGAAGAGUUGGACUUAAAAUUUAAAAAUGGCAUGGUUCAAUUUAAAAUGUAAUAGCUCAGUUUUGCCCCUUUAUAUGACCUUGCGUACACGUGAAUCAUUGCUUCGGUGAAGAUCAAAAAGUGGAAGCCCUUGAAUAGUGAACUUUUGUCUAGACAUUUUUAACAGCAGUUCAGUGAUAAAAAUUGUGCUCAUAAAACCAUCAAAGGCAAAAUUCUCUGCUCUUUUGUUAAGAGGCUAUGCCUAACUUUUCCUACAUAUAUUCCUGGAGAAUGUAUUAUGUUGUUGCUAGCAAUAGCGACAGACUAACAUUUAUUAAGGAAGGAACCAACAGUGAACCAAGAAACUGAUUCUUAGAAGGCUAUAUGAGUGCUGAGCGCUAGAGCCGUAUUUCAUUGAAUGAGGAUGCACUGCCUAGUGUUUCUCAUUAUCCUUUAUCAGCUGGUAUACACUGCACCUGUCCUAAAAAAAAUAGCCAAUCUGUGUAUUACAAAAAACUAUGGUGUCUUAAUUCAGCGCUCUAAAUAAUCAGUUUCUGAUACCUGGUGGUGAAAAUUAAAGCUAGAUGAUACAGUAAUUUAAUUAGCAGGUGUAGGCUUCUCUGCUAUGUUAAUGUCUGACCAUUAUGAUGAUUAUUAUUUUUAAAGCAGACUUGCUACUGGUUUUUCCAGUUACUUCUUUUAAAUUUGUUAACUCCGUAAAAAAUGUAUGAAAACUUCAGAGUGCUUUUCGGCUGCUAGGGAACAUGGUUGUUGACUUUUGUUUCUCUUUACACAGAUGUCGACAUGGCCCGCUGGGCAAAUGUGUGCACUGUGUACCAUUAGAGGUAAGGAGUAAAACUGUAGCUGCUAUGGUAAUAUUUUACUUGUUAAAAUGUCCCCCCCCCCCGAAUAUAGUUGCUUUAAUGGCAGCAAUUGAGAGGACGCUGCUGAAACAUUAAUGUGUCCUGUCUGUGCUGAUAAUGGCCAAAGAGGCUGAACAAGUCCCUUGGAUAUAUCUUGUCUGAGCAGUACUUGCAUUUAUCAGGCUUUUGACAUCUGUUUUUCUGCAGUAGUGGAUUGAGCAGGCUAUAUCACUAAAUGCUCAAGCAAAGCUCUCUCUCCCCCUGCCCUCACUAAAUUUGUGUGCACUUUGCUUUCUUGGCAUUAUGGAUUUUCCGUUCGUUUGCAGAGGUGCACCUCAGAACAACUUGUGCUGUAUUCUUAUAUACUGCAACAGUUCUGAUUAUUAUUUCCUUUCUCAGUUGUGUAGAGAUCUUCCGAUAGAGACAAACGGGGACACAUUCACCUGUGCCAGAGUUCUCCAGGCAUGCUUGAUCAGUUAGCCUUUAGCUCUGCCAGUUAAAAAGAAGAAGACUAUUCUACCCAUGAGACAGGUUGGGUUUCUGAAGACAUUUUGAGUGGGGCUAACACUUCUACUGUCUGGAGAAAGGCCUCCACCAUUCUUGUCAGGCUAGUAACAGCUGUGGAAAAGAAGCACAAAGCUUUCUGAUUCUUUCCACAUUGAAUGCUAGCAAAGGAGUUCGGACAAAAACAUCCAUUUGUUCAGUGAUCAAUGUGUUAUCAAGUAGGUGUCUGACCUGGUUUUCCUUUAUGCAUUUCUUUUUUUGGCAGCCUUUUGAUGAGGAUUAUUUAAACCAUCUGGAACCCCCUGUGAAGCAUAUGUCAUUCCAUGCCUACAUCAGGAAACUGACCGGAGGCGCAGACAAGUAAGAAACUUGCACCUUUUCUUCAGAGAAAACUCUUUAUAGAUGAUAAAACAGAAUGUGAAAAUCCUUAAGAUUAUUUAUAGCCGGGGAAACUAAUUCACUUCAAGCAGUGGCAAAACGGUAAUUUUCAAAACAGUUUUGCAGAGGGGAGGAAAGAUUGAGAACUUCGUAGUUAUUUCCCUCCCUUGAUCAGCAGAUCUUUUCCUAAACCAGGACCACAGAUUGAUGCCAUUGGCAUAGUUUUGUGAAGGGAGGUUGCAUUUAUUUAAGUCAAUGAUUUGUGAUCUCAUAUACAUUGCAAGAACACUGCAAGGACUCUGUACACGCGCAAAAGAGGUGUGAAACAUUCAUUGCUUCCUAAGCACCUUGUCUUAUCAUCACUACGAAAGCAACCUGCAGAUGCUCUAGUUGAUGUUGAUCUUUCACACACAGACUCCAGUCCAUGUGUCGCUGAGUCCUGUAUCCCUGUUUCCAGCAUGUCUUGACAUUUUUGCUAAUGCCAGCUAUAAUGAGGGGAGAUAGGUUGACUUCUGCAAUGCAUUGCUAGUUACACCCCACCCCCAGAUUUACACUUGGGCCUGGGACAUGUUGUGUGUGCAACUAUUAGAGCACCGAGCCUGACGAAAUGUUCUGAUCUGAUGUCUGUUGCACACCACUCAGCAUAGGAGCUUCUUUUGUUUUUAUAAAUACUUGGGUGGUAAGUAUGUCCUUUGUUUUCCCUGUUUAGGGGGAAGUUUGUUGCCCUUGAAAACAUUAGCUGCAAGAUUAAAUCUGGGUGUGAGGGACAUCCCCCGUGGCCAGAAGGCAUUUGCACUAAGUGCCAGCCAAGUGCCAUCACACUCAACAGGCAGGUAAGAUCAGAACAGCAGAGGCAUUUGUUAUGUCUGCUGUUUUUCUUUUUGGAAAUGAAUGUCCAGCUUAGAUUUGGGUGCGUUUUUCCCUUGGUGUAAACACGGUUGGUUAGCUUUUGCACAGGAUGACAGGGACACCUUCUUAUUCCUUGUAACUGGAGGACUCAUGUUCUUGGCAUGAGAUAGGAGAGGAGCCUUUAGUGGAUUUGAGAACCACCUGCUCAGAUUUCUUAAUACGAUCACAAAAAGCUGUGGACUUGUAAGAAUGGAGUAAGUGGUUGGUGAACAGGGAUCUAGGUGUUAUUUUCUUUGAAUUCCUGUAAUGUAUACUGGCUCUGUUCAGUCAUAAUUCUCAACUGGGUUUAAGAUUUAACGUGAAGGAACCGCAGGCUUGUGAGUUUUGCUUCCUGCUCCUUUGGGUCAGCCACAGCGAGGGAGUUUGGAAGCUUUUGCUUCCAUUUUCAACUAACUGAUUCAUUAUGUCCCAAGCCAGGCAUACUGGUUAGUUGAUUUGGGAGAACGAGCCAACUUAACCAAGGUUAAUGACCCUUGCUUGUUUCUGUAAACUGUAGUUAAUGCUAACCACGGUUUUAGCUUUGACUAUCACAGUCAUCCAUGGUGAACUGAAAAUAUAAAUGAAAGCUUCCAUCUUGUUUCUCAUGGCUCCAUCGGAGAAGGAAGACAAAUAUAGUAUGUGAGUCUAAGGCAGGGGUCGGCAAGGUUUAUCUUGCCUGGGCCAGAUCAAUCCCGCAGAGAUCCCUCUGUGGGUUGGAUUGCGCACGCGUGCUGGCGAUUUUCAGUGCCGUGGAAGGCGAGUCCCCGCACUGCGCUGUGCUGGUUUAGCACAGCUCAGUUCAGGGGCGGCUUGUGGGCCAGUCAAACGACCUCCGCAAGCCGCUUCUGGCGCAUGGGCCUUAGGUUGGUGACCCCUGCCCUGGUCUAAGGCUCAUGUAUAGCACUAAACCAUGGUUGAGCAUUAACAGCUGAACUAGAUCGCUGAUUUUCCGUGUGAGAACUAUUGUGGUAGGGGGGAUGGGUUUUGAAAAAGUGGUAGAAUAGUAGGGGCAAACGAUUUCUCUCCACUGUUUUCCUCACUGAUCCAUAGCCUAUACAGCCAAGGCAAGUCAGUUGAGAAUAAAGAGGUGUCAGUCUGUGAGACAGAAUUGAGUUAGAAUAUAGCAAGCUCAAAUCUUAUGUAGACUGGGUGACUGUGUUGAACAUCAUUGAUCCUUAUCAAAGGGCUUUGCUUGAUACAUUAUUAUGCUUUUCAAACGGCAGAAAUACAGGCAUGUGGAUAACAUCAUGUUUGAGAACCAUACAAUUGCAGAUCGUUUCUUGGACUUCUGGAGAAAAACGGGAAACCAGCAUUUUGGGUACUUAUACGGGAAGUAUACAGAGCACAAGGACAUCCCUCUAGGUAUCCGAGCUGAGGUUGCUGCCAUCUAUGAACCUCCACAGGUAACAGAUGCUCCGCUGUAAAAUGUCUUGGUUUGCUCCAUUUGGAAAGGUGCCUGGGAAACAGAAUAGACCUUAGCACUUGCUGACACCGGAGUAAAACUGUCAACUUUAAAGCAUGCAGCUAUUUUGUGGUGACGAAGCCUCUCCACAAAUGGCACAUGUGUCAGCUUUGUGACUUUAUAGUCCUGAUACUGUGCAUUUAUAUAUGCAAGUAAGUUCUCACUGAACUCAGUGGGGUCUACUUCUGUGUAAUUGUGCAUGGGGUUAUGACUCACUAUUUCGGAGGCGAGGCAGUGGUACUGCUUCAUACCCCAUGGAGAACCUGUCUUGCCCACAGCAUUUGUAGCCAUCUCUGCAAAGAACCUGUUUAUUGUUUGCUUUGGCCACCUUGAGAGAAGCUACUGCCAGGGCAAACAACAAACAGAUUAUUUGCAAAUAUGGCUGCGACUGCUGUGGACUAGACAGCUUGACUGGGGUGAGGGGGCAGCAACAAUCUCUUCUUUUCCCCUUCUCAACAGAUCUCUAGAUGGCAGAAAAGGGCAAUUGAAAGAGGCUCUGAUCUUAUGAAUAUUGCAGGAAGUCCCAUUGAAAUUGAUAGGAUUUAGAGUGCAAUCCUAAUCAUGUUUACUCAGAAGUCCUGUUGAAUUCAAAGGAACUUGACUCCCAGAUAAGUGGGCUUCAUUUUGCAGCCUUGGGGAGCAAUCCUAAUUGACCCCCCCCUUAGCCUUGCAGGGCCACCACCAUAUCCUCAGCCUUCGUCACAUGUGAAGAUGUUGGGCAUAUUGUGGUGCAGUGAUUGGGCCCAGUGCCUUCUGGAUUCCCACGGAUAAAAAGGUGGCAGGGGAGCUCCAAUGCUUUGCCCUGCUGCUAUUGAACUAUAGUAGCUUAUGGUGGACUGGAAAUUUUUGAAGCUGUACGGUCAUAUAAAGUCACUAGGUGGCACUAGCAGCUGGGUCUCAUAGCUGCAAGAUGAAGUGGAGUAGUGUGAUUCAGAUGAAUGUUAAGGAGAAAUUACAACUUCACAACGGAAUGGAAAUUUCUAGUAGAAUAAAUUUGUAUAAAUAUAUAAUUUUCUAAAUUAAGGUAAGGGAGUGUCUACAGGCACCAAGCGAAAACAUUCCUCUUUAACUAGGCCUUUUGCUGUUAAACAAUCUAUAGCCUUUUCAAUAUGAAUGUGUGUUAUUGCACAUUUUAUUAUUAUGUUAUGUAUUUUGUGUGGGUUUUUUGGUUAAUUGCCCUCCGAUCCUUGAAUGAAGAGCUGUAUAUAAAUUUAAUUAAUGGUGAUGAUAGAGAUCUGGUUGGAUCAGUGGUUCAUGAAUUUUUGUUUGGUUUACUAGCCAAGCUCAGUCCUUCUUGAUGACACCCUUUCUUGUGACAUGCACAGAGAACUCAUGAGAGGGUGUUUUCCUCUACGGCUGGGCUUUUGCAAAAAGUGCAGGCAGCACCUUUCUACUGCUCCCUCCUGCAAAAUCUCAACAGGAACAAAUAAAAAUUACUUUUAUCUUCCUCUUCACUGAGGUGAGGGAGAAGUUUUUCUCCUAUAAGCUGGACUUUUGCAGAAAGCACUAUUUGUAUGCUAUGGCUUCUGCCAAUGUGAAGGGAAAGAAACUAUCCCACCGCCAUGACAGACACACACCAGACUCCCUUGCAAAAAAAAACAGGGGCCAUUUAUUUCCCUGCUUACAUGGAUUUUUCAGGAGGUAGGAGUAAAAAACCAUUGGCACUUUACGCAAAAGCCCACCUUUCAGGACAGAAUCCAUCUUUCCUUUCUUCCCCAUUCUUGGAGGAAAGGAAACGUUGCUUCACUCUCACAAACUGAGUUUGGGUGAAUACAGAGCGGUGUUCACCGGAUGAAGACAAGGCGCUUGCUAUUGGCAAGGUUUUUGCAACCUUGCAUUGGACAAUCUUUUGUAGUUCAGAUUGAUUUAACUCCUUUCAACUGAUGCUGCAUCAAACUUAACCCAGCUGACGUAUUUGCUUUAGAAGGACAUUUCUGGAUUUGAAAGCUGCAAGUGAUGGAGAAUUUUGAUCAGCUAUUAAAGAGGUUGCUAUGAUUAUCAUCCUUGUUCAAAACUACUACUACUACUACUACUACUAUUAUUAUUACUACUACUAUUACUCCACCCAUCUGACUUGGUUGCCCCAGCCACUCCGGGCUGCUUUCAACAUACAUAAAAACGUAAUAAAACACCAAACAUUUAAAAACUUCCCUAUACAGGGCUGCCUUCAGUUGUCUUCUGAAGGUUGUAAGUUACCUAUCUCCUUGACAUCUGAUGGGAGGAUGUUCCACAGGGUGGGUGCAACUACCAAGAAGGCCACUUGUCUUUAUAGUUUCUCUGCCCAUUAUUAGCAUCAAAAUAUAUAGCAUUUUCCACCAUGCAACUUUAACAUAGUGACCGGAGAGCAGCAAGUGAGGAUACUAGGACCAAGCAGUUUUCAGAGUACUUACUAGUGUAUCAGGUUGUAGUUUGAGGAAAGAGGACAGUCUGUUGUCCUAUGAUCCUCCUUUGGCCAUUUUAUAAAAUGCUGUCUCAACACAUAGUGACCUUGGAAGUGUUGGUGGCGAGCUCCUACUGAGGAGGGAGCUCCUUGCUUAUGCAUAAAAUAUAUGUCUGUUGGGUGAUUUGAGACAUGCAAGCAGUAAUAAUUCAUUGGUGCGCUGUUCAGUGGCAAGAUUCAUGAGUUUCUGUUAAGUUGCAAAAUAAACUUACAUCAGCGCCCUUGAAUCCUCUGCACACCAUGAAGCUAAGUGUUGAGCACUUUGUUCGCUUGCCAGUUUGUGUGUUUUGGUAUUGCAUCAUGGUACAGUGUGUAGAAACCAACAAGCAGCUGUGCUAGAGGGGUUGUUCUCUGGUUUUGUGGCUCCUGUGUGAUUUAUCAGAGCUGCACUAAUGCUUGUUCAGCCCAAGAUAAAUAGAUAGCGUCUACAGUUCCCAUUUUAGAUUUGUGAUGAUUGGCAGCUAUUAUGUCGCUGAAACCAUGCGAAUUAAAAGCAUUGAGUUUGGAACUGAUGCAAACACUAUUGCUGUGAUUUGCAAGAGAGGCUGUGUUCCUUGGUAUCCUGGCAACCCUUCAAGAUCUCUGCUGGCUUGGCCAAAGGCAGACAAGAGUUACAGUAGAUCUGAGACAUCCUUGAUCCAGUUCAGUUGCCCUGUUAGUUGAGAUACCACCUGAUUUAAUGCAUCUGUUUCCCCAAUGAGAAAACUUUGGGUAGGUGGUGUAAAAAUAGCUGAUGUUGCCUGUCAGUUAAAUACAAGUUUAUUCUUUCUGGAAGAGAAAAGCCAGCUUGUCAAGUGUGUAACAGAAUUUGGUAGUAGAGUUCUAAGGAGGAAGAAUGGGAGGUGUCAAUUCAAAAUAUUGAUGGAGGACAACUUUUUAUUGUUCCCCUACAUUGUGUGUGUGUGUGUGUGUGUGUGUGUGUGUGUGUGUGUGUGUAAUAUUUUUGCAAGUAGAACAGUGCCACAGCAAAAAGUCAGCUGGGCUUUCUCCCUGAUAAGUUAAUUAUUUACUUGCUGAUGAACUUUCACAUGGAAAAGCAUUCAAAACGGCACCCCCACUAUUCAGUCUGAAGUGGUACUUGGUCAGUAGAACAUGAGACUCUUAAUCUCAGGGUCAUGGGUCAAGCCCCACAUUAGGCAUAUAUAUACUUAGAGAAAAACUCUGACUCUCAAAGUAUUUUUGAGAGAGAAUCCACAAUCUAGAGAGAAGUCUGUGCACUCCUGAGAUACAUUCCUGAGUGCUUUCCCGUAUUUUAUGCUUCUAUAUGGCACAGAAUUUGACUUUGGAGAUGGAGACUAGCUUGAAUGUGAGGUGCUUAUGGCAGAUUUUUAUAGCCUGUGAAAGGAAGUUAUCACGGUUAGCUGCCUGUUAAAUUUUCAUAUCAGUAUUUAUAUAAUACAAAUAAUGAAUCAAGAUUAAGGGGAAGAAUCAUAAUUAAAAGUUUAGCCUUAGGAAACACAUAUCGUACCAUAGGGUGGUUCAUAAGUAUUUAGAAAGAAAAAAGGCUUCUAAUAACUAUAUAGAAUUAUUGAAAAUCCAGCCUUCUGUUUUCAGUCAGAUAAGUAGGAAGCUAAGGAGCAAGGCAGAAUUAGAUAAGAGUGUCGAAGUUGGAAAGGGAGGAGAGACUGGAAGAUAAGAAAUCUGUAAAUUAGAGACAAGAGAAUAAAAGGUUGUGGGUCAGGUGGCUUAACUUAAAAUUAAUUAAUACCUUGUGACGCAUUAAUGUCCAUCCAUCAAAAAAAUAUUGCUGGGUGCCCUAUAUAGGUAAGGAAUCCAAUGUUAAGCAAACAGUGAUGGUGAGGGUAAAAUUGCCAAUGUGUGAGACACUAGAAGGAUUUCUAGAUCACAGACUUUAAACACAAAUUGUAAGAGGCUUUGUUUUUUAAAAAAUACUUCAUUUGCUCCUUGAGUAAGAAGAUUUGAUGCAAUCCCAAUGGGGAUCAUAGCUGGGAAGAGUGCUGCUGAGCUUGGGUCCUGCUUCUGAUCUUCCUAUGGACAUCUACUUGACCAGUGAGAACAGGAUAUUGAACUAGAUGGGUCAUAGCCUGAUCCUUCAGGCCUCCUCUUAGAUUUUUACCGGUGAAAGAAUGUAGGAUUCUUUACAGUUAUGUGUUGGGAAAUGACUGGUUUUCGUAGAGAAGCAUAGCUCAUUGUUUGUUCAAAUUGAUAUUCAAUAGAACCAGCAGUCAAUAGCCUGGUGUCACACGUAUCAAUGUAACUGCAGCGAGACACAGCAGCUUGUCAAUAUUCAUUCUCCUGACAUUUCCCAUCGUUUCUUUCUCGAGAACGAAACAUUUUGUCUCCUUGGGAUGCUAAAUGUCCACCCCUGUUUGUAAACUGAUUCUCUGUUGCUUUUCUCUUUAUUUUCAGAUUGGUACGCAAAACAGUCUGGAACUCCUAGAAGACCCAAAGGCGGAGAUUGUGGAUGAGAUUGCAACCAAGCUGGGCCUGAGGAAGGUAAUAAAAACAUGUGUGGGCCAGCAUAUAGGGGGAAACCUUUUGUAAGGAGCUGGAAGGUUGGCAAAUGUACGGGAUCUGGUUUGCUGGGAGCUAAUUGGGCUAGUGUUGCUUCAGCAUGCAGGCUGUACUGGAGGUUUUGUGACCUAUUCAGCUUUUUUCUGCUGCAUAGUCCUGAGGCAACAUGAAACUGAGUGGAAAGUGUGGGUUGGUGUAGUUAAGCAGAUCUGUGUUGCCAGUAACACAAAGGACAUAUAGAUGUGGUCACAUAGUUUUGAAUUCCUCAGUCUGCUGAUCAGGCUCCUGCUUAUCAGCUGUUUAUUAUAAAGGCAAGUGAAGCAGGAAUCUUGGCGGAGCACCAUAAACAGUGCCCCAGCUGUGCUUUUCUGAUAUGACUGGGGUAGAGAAGAUUUCACCUCUUGGAAAUCUUCUCCUUAAUCUGCAAACUGUCAGCUUUUAAAUAAAUUCUGACACCACCCUUGCGCAGAUGCCUUUCAGAUCCAUACUUAAUUUUCUUGCCUUAAUGAAGAUACUGCUUGUGUUGCGAAAAUAAAGGCUAAAAUACAUUGCUUCCUUACCCCCCAAAAAGGGUUGAAUAUUUUCAGACUUCUAAUGAGUGGGUCAUAUUAGUCAUUAAAUUUGGGUUUAUAUAAGGCAUCUGUGUUUAAGAUAUAAAACAGUUUGUUUUUGUUUGAAUCUAGCCUUUGUUUUAUCCUAGUUUUAUGGUUGUUUUGCUAUACAGAUCAUCACUAAUAACAUCUACAAGCAUAUCAGGUUUAGCUCUUGAUAUUUGUUGCAAGUAUAAUAGCAACAUCUGAACAGCAACUGAGUGCUUGAACAGUGAGCAAUGGAUAUGAAUAGUGUAUGGAUCUACAUUUCAGAAAGGCUUGCACUUCUUUAGCAUGAUCAAGUGGGAUUCAGGAAAUAGGAAAUUUGAGAGGGUUCCCUUUUAGAUUAACCAGCAUAGAAACUUGAUAUCUUGAGAGCACUUCUGUGAACUGCUUUUGAUUCUACAGUGUGGACACAGAAAAGUAAAUGUAUUUUUAUGAGUGAGGUGCGGAGGAGAAUCCCUGCAGUCUCCAGAUCUUUCCAUAAGGAGGCAUAAAACUGCCGGUCUCACCAGUUGUCACUGCAAAUGUGUGAAUUGUAUUCAAAUGAAGUCUGUGUAGCUAAGGGAGUAAUUUCCUUCAGGCUGCUGUUGAGCAGGCUUUCUCAAAGAGCUUCCUCUAGCCAAGAACAUUUUGUACCAAUGUGGGAAGGUCACCUUAAAAAAAAAAAGGUAGAAGAAUAAAAUGAGCAUUUGUGUUUUAAGGUUGGCUGGAUAUUCACAGAUCUGGUCUCAGAGGAUACACGGAAGGGGACUGUCCGGUAUAGCCGGAACAAGGUGAGAAGCGAGCUUUUUCUUUUUUGUCCUUGUACUCUUUUAUUUGCAGGCUCUGGGGGGGGACGACGUAGUUUGAUGCCUUGCUUUUAAGGGUGGGCCUUGUUUAUUAAAAUUAGAAUAAUGCAUGAGUUUGCUGGGAAUUUAGAGGAGCCAUGAACCAUUUAGAAUGGAGCUUUGUACGGAUAGGAUGUCAGGAUGGUUUGAAAUCUGUCUGGAUUCUUGGAUACCUGGCGAAGGUGCACCACAAACAAAAUCCUGGUUCUCUUUCCUUUAAAUAUGACUUCACUUCAUCUUGCUUGUUUUUAAAAUGUUUCAGCAGCGCCAAUACCAUAAGAUCCCAUUGUAACUUGUUCUUGUAUCUAUCUAAGCUUACAAGAGUGCUUUUGUAUACCUUCCUUGAUUUUCCAAAUCUCCCGCAGCUGUGGUCACAGGAAGCAAGCUCUUAUUCUGCAGUUUGUUUCAACCCAGCACAUAGCAAUGUUCCACGUACCUGAUUAUUGUUAAUGCUUCCCUCUGCUGGAUAAUUUCUGUCUAGUUUUCCUCCUAUCCUUCUGAAUCCUCUUUCUAGGUCUUCAUUUGCUGCCCUUACUUGGACUUUCUAUAGUGAAUUAUCUCAACCAACCACUAUUCUGUGACCAUAACCAAGUACCAUAAGCUAAUAGGAGGCUUUGCCUACUUCCACUAUAGUGAAAAUCAGGCAUAAAUCUAAAACAGCCUGCUUGCUCAUGAUGAAGUACACCCCAUUCCAUUAUUCAUUUUAUAGUUUGAUCACACAUUGGGGAAAUUAACCUUUCAUGGGGAAGUUAUUGUCUGGGUUCUCCUUCUGCCCUAAUUUUGCCACCUCCGUUCUUUACAUCAACCAGAUGUGAGCAUGAAGACCUUGGACCAUAUGUCAGGCUCAAGAUGUUUUUCACCUCAGCUUGUAGACUUUCGUUAGAUUCUGGGCAAUCUUAACUUCCGCGAAUCUGAAAACCAGUAAAUUUUUUAGUUGUCAUAGUUCUAAAGAGAGCUCAUAAAACCCGUGUCCUAAAAGUUCAGCGACCAGAAGCCAAAUAAACUUGCCUGAUUUAUUUCUCGUUUUAAAAAAUCUCCUUUAAAAAGCUUGGUUUUCCUAGUAUGAUAGGAAUUGUUUGCUGAAACUAAAGCUUUGCAGGUUGUAGUGCCUAUGCAUCGUGAUGAUUUUCCAAGAUGGUCAUCUGUGCUAGAUUUAGAAGUUACUAAUCCGUGCUUCGGGACGCGGGUGGCACUGUGGGUUAAACCACAGAGCCUAGGACUUGCCGAUCAGAAGGUCGGUGGUUCGAAUCCUCGCAACAGGGUGAGCUCCCAUUGCUCAGUCCCUGCCCCUGCCAACCUAGCAGUUCGAAAGCACAUCGAAGUGCAAGUAGACAAAUAGGUACCGCUCCGGCGGGAAGGUAAACGGCGUUUCCGUGUGCUGCUCUGGUUCGCCAGAAGCUGCUUAGUCAUGCUGGCCACAUGACCUGGAAGCUGUACGCCGGCUCCCUCGGCCAAUAAAGCGAGAUGAGCGCCGCAACCCCAGAGUUGGCCACGACUGGACCUAAUGGUCAGGGGUCCCUUUACCUUUACCUUUAAUCCGUGCUUCAUUUUAGAAAGCACUCCUGGGUUACCUUAAAUGCCGCUCGUGCAAUGGCUCCGUCUCUUUAACAGUCUCACCUUCUCGCCUUCUUUAGGAUGCUUAUUUCUUAAGCGCAGAAGAGUGCAUCACAGCUGGGCAUUUUCAGAAUCAGCACCCAAACAUUUGCCGCCUGUCCCCAGAUGGUCACUUUGGAUCCAAGUUUUUCACUGUGGUGGCUACAGGUAAAAACAAAACAAAAUGCAACCUCUUCUGCAAACACCUGAAAUGUUUCAUAACCCUCCACCCCCACUCCAUUAAAGCAGCAAGCUUUUCAGAAAUUGAGACCAGUAAAAGAAAACAGUGUUUUUGGCCAUGAGGUGGUUUCUAACUGCAUGUGCUUAGGAACCCUCUGCAGGCUAAAAAGAGCCCGCAAAGCCAGGAGCACUGGGGCUUGCAUGUGUGCCCUUGCCCCCAUUCUCUGUUUUUAAACCUGAGUGUUUUCAACUUUAGUUGAAGAGGAAACCUCCUUCCCCUCUCCAAAAUGGAGUUUGGCUAUUUGGAAAUGCUUAUGUUAAUAAUGUUAAAACCAUAUGUUUUUUUGUGCGCAUGAAUUAAAGCCAGUCAUUCUGCCUUCCCAUUACAUCUUAUGCUGGGGUGGGAGGUGCAGUUGCUGAUAAACAAUAUGCAUCUUUCCUUUCCUUUGGUUUAAAAAUCUCCUUGACAAAUGCCCCUCCAUGUGCAAUAUUUAAUAAAGCUUUUCAGUGGUACCUUUUGCUAAGACGAGGACUGUGUGAGAUGAAGCUGAAAUCUCCUAAUUGUAUGAGAAAGUGUUGCUCAGUGCUGCAUGCACAAGAAAAGUCUACAGCACAACAUAAAAAUCACAGUGGCCUGGCACCGUAGUGUUCUGUGCAAAUGGCAGAAACCCAGUAAAACAUAAAACUAUUUGCGGGUGUAAACGUAUAAAACUGUGCAAAUGCAUGUGACCUCUUAACUGUAUGCAGUCAUUUAUAUGACUUCUUAACAAAUCCCCUCUAUCUGGAUACCUCUCUUGGAAAGUUGUGUACUGUUUGCCAUUUUAAACUCUUAAGCCAAUACAGGCUCAGAAUAAGAGUCCUUUGUACAGUCAUACCUCGGGUUGCGAAUGCUGCGGGUUGCAAGUUUUCGGGUUGUGGAUCGCGCCGAACCCGGAAGGACUGGAAUGGGUUACUUCCGGGUUUCAGUGCUCACGCAUGCACAGAAGCACAAAAUGACGUCAUGCACAGAAGCGCCGAAUUGCGUUACAUGUGUGCGCAGAUGCGGGUUGCGAACAUGCCUCCCGCACGGAGCCCGGUCGCAACCCGAGGUAUGACUGUACUUAAGGCAGAAAAUCUGGAUUUGAUGCACUUACAUUUAUUGGCUUAGUGACGUCUUAUAUCCAUUUUGAGUGUGCUACAGCCUGUGUACAUAUAUACCUUCUUCUUGAGCGGCUAAAAGUACCUUUUUUCCCCAGGUGGUCCUGACAACCAAGUCCACUUCGAGGGCUACCAGGUAUCCAACCAGUGCAUGGCUCUAGUACGUGACGAGUGCUUGUUGCCAUGUCGUGAUGCUCCAGAGCUCGGCUAUGCAAAGGAAUCCAGCAGUGAACAAUAUGUGCCUGAUGUGUUCUAUAAGGCAAGUGUGGAUAACCUCCAUCGACAUGUGGUCUUUUCCUAUUUCUGGGAAAGUGGUACGGUUCACUCUCUUCUUUUCUGUAAGGUGACUAAACAAUAGUGGCAAGCCAUGAAGGGUAGCCCUUUCCCAGUACUUAACGUCUGGAAUUUCCUUCUGCCCUUGGGAAGGUGCUUUCUCUGAAAGGCCUUUGGAAGCCUAGGCUAAUGGUUUUUCAUGCCCAAAGAAAAAGGUGCACUAGCUGUUCUAUCAUCUUUCUCUGGGUUGAUUGCUGCAUGGGCAGCAGUUCUUCUGGCACCCCCUUCCUUCCUUUCCUCCCUAGCUCUGGAGACAACCUGUCUUGUCUGCCCUGUGCACUGGAAGGUGUUACCACUGAGCCAUAUCUCCUGUCUACAUUGGCACAUUUGGCCUAUGUUGUUCAGAGCAGUGCAUCAGCAUUGGGGAGCCACCUAAGUCAAGAUUCUGCCAUGGCUCCGCAUUUGUUGCUUUUGAUGUUGUCUCUAUCGGAUCCACAACGACACCUCUGAACUUUGAAGUUAUAGGGCAGGCAUCGGCAAAUUCGGCCCUCCAGGUGUUUUGGGACUACCACUCCCAUCAUCCCUAGCUAACAGGACCAGUGGUCAGGGAUGAUGGGAAUUGUAGUCUCAAAACAUUUGGAGGGCCGAGUUUGCCUAUGCCUGUUUUAGGGGGGCCUCAGAACAGUAAGCUGUUGUGUUGACUGAGUAUAAAUUGGAGCAUGCAUUCUUGCACACACACACACACACACACACACACACACACAAGCUUGCAAACAGCAGUUCAGCAAUAUGUAUGGAAAUACAGAUUUGCAAUAGUUUCUUGCAUAAAUAAGCUCAAUUUCCCUUUUCUUGAAAAUCCUCCUAUCAUACUCCAGAUCCUAUUCAGCUUCAGUCAGAGGUAAGCUACUUUGUGCCCCCUAUCGGGCCCUCUGAAUUAAUGAUGCCACUUGUGUUUGGCUGUGACUGCCACCCCUCUUGUUGACUUCGGAUUCCUGACUAAUGUUUGCUGUUUCCUUUGCCCAAUUAUGCUUAGGUGAGAUGCUCAGUGAAGCAAAACGAUGCAGCAAUAAAAGCUGCAGGUUUCUGACAGUCAGCGAGAAUAGUUUUUGUUACGUAGGAUAUACUUAUAAGACACCCGGUGAGCAGCAUCAGUUGCUGCAUAGUGACAAGUAGCAAAAUAGAAAACGUGGAUUCAGAGAAGGUAAAUUUCGUGGUGGGGAAAGAGGGAGGAUGAGAGCUUUGAGUGGAGAACGAUGUAAAAAAAGGCAUGGGUAGAUCCAGAAGAUUGGGCAGCAGGUAGGAUAAAAUAAUUCCUCUGUUCUGUUACUACAAGCAGACAGCAUUUUUCUUUCCCCCUUAUGUCUGCCUUAUAUGUUGCUAUUCAAGAAACAAAAAAUUUGAGAUAUUUUCAGUACUUCACUUUGUGUGUAUGUGUGCUUUCCAAACCAGAAAAUUCUGAAGCAGACAAAUCUGAUUACUCUCUUCUUCUUUUAGUAUUGUGGGUUUUUUAUCCUCUCAGCAAAAGUCUCCCUAAGAUGGCAGCAUUUUGUAAGCAGUAAUUAGUAUGUGCAGCCGACACCCAAUGCACAAAGUGUUGACGGUGGCACUCCGGAAUGGGAAUUUACUAAGGCCUCCACUAUCAGUCCCACUUCUGUUUACUUGUACAGUGCGAAGCCAUUUUGUGUAGGGUUCUCACUUACACUUUUCAAUCCUGCAGUACAGAAAUUUCCAGCUAUGGCUUGUGACUCAAAAUUACAUUGCUUCUACUUUCUUUGAAUACAACCUUGCCUGGCUAUAUAGCUGUCACUUGAAUUGAUCACUGAGCCUUUAAAAUUCAGGCUGCUCAGAAAUAUACUCUGGAAUUCAGGCAAGUGUUUCAAUAAUCCUUGAGCCAGAUGCAACGUAAUGAAAUCACUGGAAAGUUUAGUAAAUUCUGUGUUUAAGAACCAUUUGGGCCUUGAUAAAUGUGGAAGACCUGGCUCUUUAGACAAUACUUUAUCACAGAUUUUGUGAGUGACAGCUUCAUAAAGGAUCGUUAAGACAUUGUCUUGAUGCCAGAAUAUCUCUGGUAGGCUCUGGCCCUGUUAGAAUACGAAGCACAGCCUUAGUCGUCAAGUACGGCUUUUCUUAUUUUAUUUGGCUGGUUAUACUUCUAUACUUUUCAGUUCCUGCCUUGUACAGUAGGGGAGAGUUACUGUUUAUGCCAUAUGACUUUAUGACAACUUAGCGGGAACAAUUUGUGGUCACCUUUUACAUAUUCAGAAAGCAAGAGAUCCGUAGCCAUGCGCAGAAAACAUAUGAGCAAAAUAAUCCAAAGGUUCUGAGAAUAAAAUGUUUUCUUUUUUGAAGUCCAUUUAGUGCAUUUUGAACUUUUCACUCUGUCAAGGUUAUUUUACCGUUCUUUUCGUAAAAGGCAGGUGUGUUGAACCGAAGGUGAGACUGUCUCAGAAGGCUUGCAAAUGCCAUUUAAUGGGGAGUUGCUGCAAGGUUGAGCUCACAUAUGUUUAUAGAUUCCCUUCCUUUUAAUAUACGCUAGUUGGCUCGCUUUGAUGCAGUUCUUAUCUGGGGUGCUGGGCUGUUGGCCCAGAGAGGGAAGCUAUCUGUAAGCCCUGGAUAGUUGCCACCUGUGCCCUCAUGGCGCCAGGUGGAUUGAUGGGAGGUUCUGGCCAAACUGAUGCAUGCUAUCAUUUGUAUAAGUAAUGAAUGAAUAUUUUUCUGGGUGCAGACAAGUCAUGACGGCACCUCACUGCUGUGGUGUCUGACCCACGUCUGUAGUGGCUUUGUGGGGUUUGCAGGCUAUGUUGAAAGCUUACAUUUCCCUUUAAUAUAGCACUAUUCUGGCGUUCUUGACAUCCUCCUUUGGUAUCCCUGCAGCAAACCAUUUUUUGCACAGACCCUCCUUUGGGCCUGUGGUUCAGAACAAAAGGUUGCCUUAUUUUCUCCGUAUUCUGUCCUUACCGUGGCAUUAGGAGCACUUAACACUCAACGCCCCAUUCUUGUGAGAUGAAGGAAUAUAUUUUGAUCCAGGCCAGGGGUUUAGCUAAGGGAGGCUGUUGUCCUGCAGUGUUGGUUUAUAACAUGCCCAGAACAGGAAGACGUUAAUGAGCUACUUGGACUAAAUUAUUUAUUGGGGUAAAAGCUUUUUAAAGGUUGGUCUCUUGGCAGCCAGCUACUACAAACCAGCACAACUACCUUUCCAGAAAAUUAGGAGAGAUCUGCACUGGAGCUUUUUGGAGAGAGAAAGAAAGUGUGUGUGUGUGUACACACACACACACACACACACACACACACACACAUAUAUAUAUAUAUAUAUAUAUAUAUGGCUUAAGCACUCACAUGAAAGAGCUUUUAGAAAUUUGUUGGAUCCGCCCCAAGAAGCCAAUGUUUGUGUAAUGUGGAGUACAUUUAUCUCGCAAGGUUAGCAGCAGUUUAAAUACAGCAGAAGCUAUUGAACCCCUGUGUCGUCUAGCUGGGUAGGAGAACAGAUGCUCUUUAAACUCCUGCAGGCAGAGAAGAGGUGAUGUAUGUAAAAUCAGAGAGACUUGAAGCGGUGCCUAUGUGAAACUUUGCUCAUUGCAUAAAGUAUCCAGUCCUGGUAUAUUAUUUCUAUACUUUUGGAAAACGUUUUUUCAUGAAGUUGUCUCAGUUGCUUGCUGCACAAAAGAAGCCCAUGUUGGGAUCAAAGCCACACGUCUAGUGCGUUACUGGCUGCAGGGCCUCAGUAAGCCUAGAGGUGCUUAAAGGGCAAAUAACAGGCUUCUUCUCUCUUGAGCCAUCCUUGGGUGGUGCGCAUCAGUGCGUGUUUGUGGGACAGGGCCGGAGGCUGUUGCACCCAUGACGGCAUGUUCCAGCCAUUGCUUGUUCCCAUGAGAACAAGUAUGACUCACUCAUAUCUCAAAAAGCACCAAAACAGGAAAACCAACAGCACCAGGUUUGCUCCAGCUUUAUGGAGCCAGGCAUUUUUCUGACGCCUCUGGCCGUGCAAGACUUUUAUGUCUUUACCACUCUCUUUAUUUUGGCCCCUUAAAGACUAAAUCAGCACUGGCAGCAAUGCUUUUAACUGCAUCUGGAUGCUGAAAUUUGACUGGUGUGAAGGGCUUCAGGCUUAUGCUGGUGUGAACAUUAGGAGUUUUGAGAACCAGAACAAAAAAAGCUGUUUAAAUAGCUGUUCUCACUGUUGAAGAACACCUCCUCCCCUCACCCACCAAUGGAGAGUGUGUCUGGAAUGGAAAGUCUGAUUCCCUGUGUUAUUUAUUUCAUGUAUUAAUCACUUCCUAUGAAGCAUCUCAGUACAAUACAAACAUGUAUAAAACAAUUACAGAUAUAAAAACAAUUUAAAAUCCAGUGCAGAGACUGAUUGAAAUAAAAAAAUUCCACUGAGGACGCCUUGCUGAAAGCAAGAAGUCUUCAACCAGUGUUAAAAAGACGACAGAGAUUGUGCCUGUUCGAUAUGUAACAGGAGAGCAUUCCAAGGGGCAGGUGCUGCCACACUAAAUGCCCAAUUCAGAUACCAUGUGGAAUGGACUUCCUGAUAAGAUGGCAUCUGAAGGAGGCCCUCUUCUGCAGAGCAUAGUGAUUGCUUUAGUAUAUAAUGGCUGAGACUGUCUUUUAGGUAUCUUAGUCUCAAGUUGUAUAGGGCUUUGCCACCGAUUCCAGCACCUUGAACUUAGUCUGAUAGCUAAUUAAGAAUUAAGGCAGCCUUUAUAUCAUUAUCCUGCAUCCAACACCUGAGUAAUCUGUAAUGGGUUUUUAUGCUUUAUAAACUGCUUAGAAGCAGUUUGGCAUCAUGUAGUAUAUCAAUUACUUGAUAAAAGUACAUUUCUCUUCUUUUCAGCUGGAUGUGGGCAGGCAGGGUAUUUGCAACUUCCUGUAGCACCAGAAAUAAGAGUUGCUAGGUUAACCAUUUAUAAUGGAGAAAGGGCUAAUUGCAUUAUUUUCAAGAAUGUAGGAGUCUUGUGUAUGCUAUCUUAGAAGACAAUUCUUUCCUAUCUCAACCAGUUUCCUCUUUCCAACUUAUUUAAGCUUGGAAUGUAUUUUGCCCUUGCGAGUCUGAAUAAGAGAAGGCUGAAUAAUACGCUGCGUUCCAUUCAUAGGUCUUUAUCGAAUGUCAACAGAGACCAAGCCUAGAGGUUUUAUAGGGCUGGGGGAGAACUUCUGACAAACAGAUGUUGUUUGACUUACAUUUCGCAUAACACUAGAUGUCUAUAAAUUUUAGAUCUCCUUUCCUAAAAUAUAUUGACAUUAGUUAUCAUAGCAUAGUCAGAUGAAAUCACUGGAAGCCGUGAGAGCCGAACACUCUUUAAAAUUUGGCAUUUUCAUCCAUUUGCAAUUUGCAUUAAUGGAGAGCAGUUCUCCGUUUUUAUGUUUCUGGGUGUUUCAAACACCUCCUCUUCUUCCUGAAGCAGCAUCCAGCCAGUCUGCUAAGUUUGACUUUCCAUUAUCUGGCUGUCAUCUUAUUGGGCACCCCUGUGAGUCUUGUGCUCUUGAAGUUGGUUGCUGCACCGCAGGACUCCAGCUCUAGACUUAUUUCAUGGAUGUCUCAACAUUCCAUCAAAUGCAGCGUGCCAAAAAAGAAAAGGGGGGGGGGAUCCAAAGGGGAAUCUGAAUUUUAUGGAUCCUUUGAAGCAGAGUAGCAAAGGUUUAGUGCUUUUGCAGGACUCUGCUCCCUUGUUGACUUUUGAAAAAUACAGAUGAUCUUAGGACCAAUGCAAAGAUGUCAUCUUUCCCAGUGAGUUAUGUUGUUAUUGAUGUUCUAAUGUCCAGGAAAUGUUUGGGGUUGGUAGAAGAUGAAAGGCACUUGAGGACACUUGUGUUACCGAUAGACAUUUGCCCCUUGCAUCGUUCUUUUACAGACUGAAAAAACUGGAUACGGUUUUGCAUUUAGGCUGUCGCUUCAGCUUUGUAUGGUACGCUGGUCUAAAGAAUUGCCAGCUGCUAGAUUUUAGUAUGAUAUAUCAGGUUUCCUCUUGUCAAGUCAUUCCAGUGGCAAUACUGGAAGGCCAAGCACUCUCUCUUAAGAGCUGCCUGGUACUUGUUUUCUUCUAAAAAACCAGUACCCCUGGGUAUUGUUGAGUUAUGAGCACUUGAUAUGUACGAGGCCUUUAAUUCAGUCUGGGGAUAAAUUGAGAAUCCUGAUGUUCUGUUGAUGUUGCCUUGAGACAGGGACAUGAGACGCUGAGCACAUACUUGCUUGGUUGUGGGAAUCAUUCAGAAUACUCAGGAUUCCUUUGCCCAGAAAAUGCUUAUGAUAUUUGUCCAGCCUCUUCCCACUCCCCCAUAUUUAUAGAGCUGUACAGGGUUCUUUAUGCCAGAUUUCCAGUGACAUAUCCACUGAAAUGCUCUUAUCAACUUUCCUAGUUCCCAGCUUGCCUUUUGCUUAUGAAACAUCUACUUUCUAGCUCCAAAUAGCCUGUUGUGUACCCCAUUGCUACAGACUAGUUUUCUGCCCCCUACCUACUUUCUCUGGCCCCAAUAUAACCCAUUUAUACACUUCGCUACUUUCUUAUUUCUUUUUUAAGAGGAAAGCAGAAAACUAGCCAAUACCAGGAUUGCCAGUUCAGCCGGCACUAGAAUGGGGGCUAUUUAUUCCCCACAUUUAUUCUCAGUGCAACUCCUCUCUCAUGUGGAAGAGUGACCCUGGUGACUCAUAUUUCAGCUUGUCAUUCCACAUGCCUCUCCAUCCUUCUCUGCAGUGCUACUGUCUACUGACCUGUAUCGCCUAUCUGUACUUGCACAUUUAAUUGUGCUGGGGAUAGGUAGUUUCAUCAGCCCAGAAGGUUUUCAUGUAGUUGUGUCAAGGCACUGCGGACAGGAUGGUGGUCCCAGACAGGCUGGACAACGCGUUGUACUUCCGUAGCUGGAAUUUUUUUAAUGUUUUGCAACACGUUGCAUAUAAGUACAGAAUGGUGUAUGUUGAUAAAGCUCCCAAAAAAGGUUUCGUUUAGUAGUUGCUGUGACUAUUCACUUAAGGAAACAAUUUCUCGUAUAUUAAGCAUAAUUUGAGUCUCCUUUUCUAUGGCUAAGGACCCCUGCCCACUCUCCUGCAUGUGUGCUAUUAGGUAGCCCAAUCCCUGCUAAAACUCCAGGCUAUCUGGGAGUCGGAGACUGAAACCCACAUUGCCAUUUCCAGGGCUUCCUCAAUCACGGGCAGAUGUUUUUUGGCUUGUCAAAUCAGUCGCAACCAUUCUCAGCCAGGUAACAAGCAGCCCUGUCAUUUCUCGCUGGGGUCUGUGAAAACUUCUCCCGGCUGAAGCAGCAGGGUGGCAGAAGCAUUCUGUUUCCAGACCAAAGGUGUAGCUGAGGUUUAUGUGUGUGCAUUUUAAUUCAGGAUAAGGUACCUAUAGCAAGCUUAAGACUCUAGGAAUGUAAUCCUUUGCAUGUCUACUCAGAAGUAAGCCCCACGGAAUUCAAUAGGACUUCCCCCACAAAUAAGUCUGUAUAGGGUUGUAGCCUCAGUCACUUACAUAUGGGGAGUAUUUGGGAGCCCAACAAAGUCCCAGUGUUAAGUCAUCUGUAAUCCUGAUUACCCCAUUUUUGCCUUUCAUCACCAUAGAGUGCUGCAGCUGCGACACAUGCAGUUCAUUAGGAAAGUAAAUAAAACAGGAAGUAUCACAAUGCCAGCCCAUUAGUUUGCACAGUGCGUAAUUUUAGCUUACGAAAUGCAUUGUUGCAGAAUGAUGUGAUGGCAACUCACUGGGCUUUUAAACAUUUGUUAGACAAAUUCAUGGAUUAUAGUAAAAAAUCAUAAUUUAUGGCACAAAAACUGAAAGGAGACCCAUCCUGCCCGCAGACUUACAAUUUAGUAUAAUUCAAGUCCAACUGUAGGUCCGAAAUGGGGUCUGUUCACAGCUGUGAGCCACGUUAGCUGAAUGACAUCUCUGCUUACCAGAUGCUGGAGACAGUGAAGUGGCUGCCGCCAUAUUAUGUUGCUUGUGAGCUACCAAAGCCAUUUAGCUGUUGCGGCUGGAAAUCUGGACCUUGAUAUGACCCAGCAAGGCAGGUUUUUCCCCCUUUCCUGCAGCCAUAGAUCAAAGCCCCAGCACUGUUGCUGUCCUCUAAUCUCUAAAUCUUAAUUAUUUUUUCAUAUAAAGGGUUACCUCCUGACAGUGUGCUUUCACAGAGCAUUUCUCUUUCCUGUCCCCACCAAUAGCUUUGACAGUAACACUCCUGCAUUUAAGAGCUUGCCAAGGGCCUUAGUCAUAGAUGCAUCCUUGACGUUCAGAGAUUUCUUGCCUCGGCUUGUUGGGUAGAGGAAGUUCUCUUGUAGCAGCUGCUUGAUGCUGUCAUUUAUUCCUUUCCCAGAUAUGCUAGUGGCACGUAUUGGCAAUCUUUAUAAUAUUGAAAAGAUUGACCGGCUCUGCAUACACAUUUUGGUUAUGAGUGAUCAGUUAUAAGGACUGUAUCUUCAGAACAAUCCACGCAUUUGUACAAUGCUGGAUCUUGAAAUAAUAUACUUAAACCCCACACAAGUUCUUGCUUUGUCUGUAUUUGUUCUUUCCACUGUACUGUUCUACUUCAAUUGAAGUAGCAGAUGUGAGGCACCAUGAUAGUGUCAAACGGUACCUGUACCUUGAAGCCUUCCAUCCCGCUGCUUUUGCCUAUUCGCUUCUCGCUUAAAGAUUCUGCAAGAGGCAAAAAUAUCCCGUCGGCAAUAGAGAGAAGUGUUGCAGACCAACUGCUGAAUUUGUACCAGAGCUCUUCCUCAAGAGAGGGGUUAAAAUAGGACGUUUCUCCUUGCUUAAGUAUUCAGGUGUGGUUGGAAAGCUUGGGUAAGAACUAAAUGCCUCUACUUCCUUAUCUUGCAAAAGCAAAUCAAGGGUAGAUGUGAGAGCCCCUAUAUGAGGGUACUAUCUCUGGUGGCAAAUAGCUCUCUUUGGAAACCAGGUCUGUAGCACCCUGAACAUUUCAUUCCAUCAGUCCCCAAAUAAAUAUUUUCAAGGAAGGUAUUGUUUCCCUCACUGUCUCCCAACCAAAGUCUGUUAAGGCCUAUAAAAAAAGUAAAUUGCUAAUACAGUGUGCGUGUAGGGAGGGUCAUGAGUCCCUACCUUUAUUUUUGAGGGACAGGAUUUACAAAUACCACUUGCAGUGGAGAAGAUAGAAGGUUCUAUUUUAUCGAUAGGGGAUGCCAUUCAGAUUUUAGUAACUGGACUUUUAAAAAAAAAAUUGUAAAAAGUGUUUUUCAUUUAAAUCCCUGGAGGGAAAUAUGAAAGUCAACAGGUGCUGGGGAAAAAUGUCUCUGCAUAUUAGAACUUAAUUGGAUUUGAAGAUGCGUUCCAGGUGGGCUAAUUAUAUGGGUGGUAUAGCAGGUUGCUUCUUGCACGGGCAGAUCUAUAAGUUGGUUUCAUUGGAUUUGAUCUUUCUCUUUGCAGCCUUUUCAAGAUUAAGGGCUGGCGCAUAGAACAACUGCUCAUGUUCUGCUGGCUGAACGCUGCAAUGUAGAGCUAGAAGUAUGGGAAGUAUCCCUAGAAAAGGCAUAGGCACCUUUUCCUCCCUUUACACCCUGCCCCCCAAAAGGGAAGAGGCAUGGGAUGAAAUCCUGUGGAGCACAAUGAGUAUUGACUGCUCCUGUAGAAAAGCGCAAGAUUCUCCAAAUAAAUGCUGUGAAGACAUGCCCAUAAAAAAGAAAUGGGCUUUUAAGCUAGUAAAUUCCACCAGAAAAAUUCCAUCCUCCUCCCAUAUCUCCUGCUAGAGCUCAAGAUAUCUAAAGGUUCAAGCCCCUGGGCUUGUUGCCGAAGAUAUUACAACACCAAACAGUCUGUCUUAUUUGAGAAAUGAAAAGUAUCUGUGAGUUUUUCCUCUAUAAUCAGCAUUUCUUUAAAAGAAUGCCUACAGGCUUAUCAUGUUUUGGGCAGGUGUCUUGAUUUGAAAUGCCAUGGAUUUUCCUACAGUGAGAGAGGUCGGUGAUAAUUAAUAAUAUGCUGCGUGUUUCCACUUAUGUAUAAACAGCUGCUUUUUUCCAUGAAUCUUUCUAGUCAUCUUUACACACAAACCGGGUUGAUGAAACUUGGCAUGUUCAUUGUUGCUUGUUCUUUGGAAUUUUUAAUUUUGAGAAGCGUUACCACAUCCCCCCAUUUGGGAACGUGGUGAAAAUUCACCAAAGAGCACCCUGCGUUUUCGUAUCAGUAAAGUUGAGGAGCAAACCUUGGUGAAUCUAGGAGAGGGUUUUCUGAUUGCCCAAAAAAUGUUGCUCUGAAAUGGAUUUGUAUCGCAAUUUGCAUGAGGUACAGAGAAACUUCCCUAAGACCCUCAUUCUCCAUGACAGCAGGGAAACAGUUGUCCUGGACAGAGCUAUCUCACCCCCAAGGGGCCUCAUCUAGCAACUUCUCUGCCUCUCUCUGGGUCAGCUACCUUGGCCCCAAAGGAAUGAGCUCACACCAAGCACACACCCACAACUUCUGUUCAGCAGGCAGAUAGGCAUAAAUGUGACAUUUUGUGUAAUACACCAGGUAGCCCCCAGCCCCGAUCUGCUGCCUUUAUUAAGUAAGCUUACUUGGGAGGUUGGGAUUUGUUAGGAAAAAAUAUUGGCAGGGGUAGUAGUCUGCUCUUGACUCCAUGCCAAACUCAACUACUUAGCUCACUUGUUACCUUGGCUUGGCAAUGGGGCUGAGAUGAUGCUCACCUCUUGCUCAUGGAACCCCUUGGUUACCUGCAGAUCGAGAAAUGGCUUUUCAUACAUGCAUAGCACAGUGUGCUCCUGGCCACCUCUUUUGUUGAAUAUCAGAAAUGUUCUGUUCAAAAAUUGAAUAUAGUGGUACCUUGGUACCCGAACGACUUGGCUCCUGAAUGCCACAAACCCGGAAGUGAGUCUUCUGGUUUGUGAACGUUCUCCGGAAGCCGAACGUCCAACGCGGCUUCCGUUUGAGUGCAGGAAGCUCCUGCAGCCAAUCAGAAGCCGCACCUUGGUUUUUGAACAGUUUCAGGUGUUGAACGGACUUCUGGAACGGGUUAAGUUCACCGUACAUAGAAAUUCAGUGUGAUCUGGAUUUUUCUUAGUUCUCUGUGUAAGAAGGCAACAGUCUUAAAUAAGAAAAAGAUGAAAAUUUGAACCUGUAGCUUUCAGAAUUGUAGUGAUGACCAAAGCAUUUGCCUGCAUCUUGAAGUAUUGAUUAGCAGUGCUCAUCAGAAAUGUCAAUCUUAGGACUUUGUCUCCCUAUCUGACUGCUUGCAAUAGAGAGAGGUGUGUGUGUGUGUGUGUGUGUGUGUGUGUGUGUGUGUUUCUGUUUCUACACCCUCCCUCAAUCUUCCUGGCAAUAAAUCAAACAUGCAGAUUGACAGCUGUGUCCGAGUACUUGUCCUUGGGAUCUGCCUCAUAGUCACAUUUUGCUUUUGGAAGCUUAGCAAAUGUAAACUUUUAUGUAAGGUCUCUGAUUGGAAAUUACAAAUGUAUAAUUUAUAUAGGUCUGAGUGAAUGAUUUAUAUCCUGUUAAGUGGUGAUUUAGGUGGAAAAUACAACCCCCACUUGCAGAAUCUUUAAUGAAAAGUGUCUGUUCUUACGAAUUUAUUUCUGAAGCAGUGCUUGAGCUCGGUGUGUUUGACAUAAAUCAGGUCUAAUUGUCAGUUUGUGAUUAAUGAACAUAUGCUAGUCAUCUCCCCCCCACCCCAUAAUUGAACUUGUGUUCAAUUCAUCAGACAGAGCUCAACAGGUUUAGGCUUUGUCAGAUUGUGUGCCUUUUGUAGCCCCUGAUUUCAGAGAGGAUGGCUCGGGGCUUCUCCUUUUUUUGGAACUGCAGAGGGAUGGGAAAAUGAGACUUUAUUUGAAGGCUAAGGUUUUUGGAUUCAACAGGGCAGCUUGUCAAAAUGUCAGUUGGAUUGGCGAAGUCUUGGAAUGCAAAGGCAACACAGUCUAGGCUGAUCUGCUAGACCAGGGUUUCCCCAAUUUGGGUCUCCAGCUGGUUUUGGACUACAAUUCCCAUCAUCCCUGACCACUGGUACUGGGUGUAAAAUCUAUACAGGUGUGGGGGGAUUCCCAUGUUCUAUUUAAAAUAUGUGACCAACAGUACAAUCUCUUCUACAGUGCAAUGUGGAACAAGUCCUGAAAGGUCAGUUUGUAUAUGAGAACCAGAGGCUCUCUUCCUUGCUCCCCCAACCUACCCCCCCUUUUUAAAGAGCCUUCAAAAGUUGCUGCCUUGUUAACACUAAUAACCGUUUCAGUUAACCUAGUUCACAUAGAGAUUUCUCCCUGCUAUAUUGCGCAAAGGAUAGCUGAGGGAUGGGGGGGAGAACUUAGUUUGCCUGAGCAGUACAAUUGUCCAAAUCUAGGAUGGAAUAAUUGUGCUAGAUGGGACAUCUGUGUAACUCCAUGAGGGGGUGAAUUGGGAGGUCCUGUUAAAUCAGGCUUGGCAUCAUACCUACUUUUUUUUGUUGGUAGUAAGGCAACUUUUAAGGGACGCAGGUGGCGCUGUGGGUAAAACCUCAGUGCCUAGGACUUGCCGAUCGUAUGGUCGGCGGUUCGAAUCCCCGCAGCGGGGUGAGCUCCCGUCUUUCGGUCCCAGCUCCUGCCCACCUAGCAGUUCGAAAGCACUCCUAAGUGCAAGUAGAUAAAUAGGUACCGCUUUAUAGCGGGAAGGUAAACGGCGUUUCCGUGUGCUGCGCUGGUGCUGGCUCGCCAGAGCAGCUUUGUCACGCUGGCCACGUGACCCGGAAGUGUCUUUGGACAGCGCUGGCCCCCGGCCUCUUGAGUGAGAUGAGCGCACAACCCUAGAGUCGGACACGACUGGCCCGUACGGGCAGGGGUACCUUUACCUUUAAGGCAACUUUAAUUGUUCUAGAAUUAAGUUAUUUCAUAUUACUGCAAAACUGUUAACCUUACUUGGUUAGACAUGCAUUUGCUGCAGGGGUGAGUGACUUCUGUCUUUCAUAGUCUACACUGAAAAACAAAGAAACACAGCCACAGCCUUGAAUUCCCACGUUCCACUUGAUAUGUGUGUAAAUUUCUAAAGCAAGUGUGUGUAUUUGGGAUCUCCGUAUAGUUAGGGUGUAAUCGAUCGUCAAUAUAUAGUCAUGUUUAAGAAUACAAGUUGUUUCUUACUGGACCAGAUCAAGAUUCAGUUGUGCAGCUUUCUUUGCAAGAAUCCAGUUAACCAGAUUGCUGUAAUCCACUGAGAAUUAGCCAGUAGCCCACAUGCAACACACCAACCCCUGAUCUAUAUUUCUCCUUAGCAAUUUUGCAUUGAUCAUUCAAUCUAACUAGUAGACUUCUAUUGUUUCAGGAUAUAGACAAGUUUGGCAACGAGAUUACUCAGCUAGCUCGUCCACUCCCUGUGGAGUACCUAAUCAUAGAUGUAAGUAUCCGCUACACUUUUCUUUUCUUCUUCUUUUGCAGAGGGAAAUAACAACGGGCUAACCUCACCCCAACACUGAAGUUGAAAUUUUUCACUUUGUUCCUUUCUUUAGCCGCCCUGCCUUUGUUAGGAAGCUAAAUGUUAGCAAGCAGCUCGUAAGUCAACGCGGUUUUAUUUUGGACUAGUGGUGAUGUGAAACUUCAGAAAAGCUUUUAGUCUCCUUGUUAGGUGCUGCUUGGAGCACCUCGCUGCUCUUGCAAAAUGACAUUUAUCCAUUAGAUGAGUAGAAACUGUCACCCCCCCCCCACAGAGAUGCUGGUGAUUACAUCACCAGGAGCUUGUUAGCUAGUGUCGGUUGUACCUUUCACUGGAGUGAUUAAGCAGUCUGCUGCUUAUAGUGAAGGAGCCAGACAUGGUUUGACUGUCUGGCUGGAAAAUGGGUGGUUUUCUGAUGUGCAGUAAGGAUAUGUGUGCAUGGUAUCAAGGAGCAAUAAAUGGCCACGGAGCUUGGAUUUAGCAUUAAAAUGAUGGGAGGAAACUAUUCUACCAGAUGGGAGCAUGUAGUAGUACAGUGAUGAUUCAUCAGCAGACGAUAUGAUAGUACAGGCACCGGUAUGAUUCACUGCAGCAGCAUGUAAUAUAGGCUGGAAACUUGAACAUGGUCCUCCUCCUUGUCCAUGUAUUUACAUAGCUGCUCAAGCGUUGGGAUACAGGCAUUUAAUGCCUGAUUCAUGCCACAGUGAUGGCCAUUGUGUUGAGCCUGCAAACUUUGUAUUCCAAUUGACAGCCCAGAAACAUAUUUAUUACCCCAGCAGCAAAGGCAUCUCUGUGUGUGUGUUUGGACUACCUGGGGUAUAAUUAAAAUGAAAGGAGAUUGACAGAACAUGUACUUAGGAGGCGUCUGAAAAAAGAGACAAAACCGAAUUUCUGAAGCCUCUCUUUACGGUUCUGUUUUUUUGUUAUUCUCUAAUGACUUGAGCUAUUUCUGCAACUUUGGUUUUGGUUGCAAAUUUUGCCGAUCCCUGAUUGAAAAGUCCUUUAUCGGUAAGGCUCCAUAGAAUUGCAGUUGGGAUAUGCUAGCUCUUCACUUUCAGAUAUAACAGCUUGUAAUAUUAGUCCGCCUUGGGCAACGAGUGGGAGAGCAAGCAAGCAUGGUCUCCUCCCUGCUGGAUCCAAAAAUCACAGCCACCUCACAUUAGCAAAGUUUACCAGCCCUCCAGAAGAUGAUGUGAUUUUAUUAUUUAAAAAAUGCAGUUUCAGGAAGGGCAUUGAUAGUUUGAACUGCUGAAGACUUCAGCCCAGUAUUCCUUCCUAUUCUGUAUCAGAAGAUGGACCCACUCUAGAACAGCCAAUGCAAGCUUGCAUGUUCCUGAAUCAGCCGUGCUUUUUGAAAACGAAUUCCUUGUUGCCCUCUGCUUGUUUAGCCAUGCAUGCUGAAGUAUCUCCUUGGGAAAUAAGGUGGGCAUUAGAUUGAGGCCUAAGCAUGGAACCCAACGCAAGAAAUAAGGCAGUCAUCAUCUCAACCUUUUUUUCUUUUUUUAAAUUUAAGAUUACUACUACGUUCCCCAAAGAUCCAGUUUACACAUUUUCUAUUUCUCAAAAUCCAUUCCCUAUUGAGAAUCGUGAUGUUCUGGGAGAAACUCAGGUAUGUGCAAAUCAUAUUUGGGGUGGGAAGGGGGUGGGAAGGGGGGCGGCUUCAAACAAUUUAACUGACUUUAAUGUUUAGAGAUCAUAGGAUGUUGUGCAAAAAAACAGCAACAACAAUGGUUGGCUGCAGAUGCUAAGUAGUCUAAAAAGCUCCCAUUUGCAGUUGGUUAUUGUGCUGAAUUUGUGUGUGGGAGUAGCAGUUCUGUGGGGAGAAAUUGCACGUAAUCACAUAAAAUGUACUCUUAACUGUGAAGUAUGUACAUCAGAAGUCAGAACGUGGCUUGCGUAGAUGAUUGUAAGAGAAACGUUCCUGCACAAUUCCUCAUUUCCCCCUUAGAAACAGAAAUGUUGCAUUUUGCAUCCCAGUAAUAGGUCUCCCCAAUGCACACAAGUAUUUGUAGGUGUGUGCCCCUUCAGCUAUCCUCUUGCCUACUACUGCUUGGGCAAAAGGUCCCCUGCAGUAUAUGGCGGAAGGAAAAGCAUGAACACUGUGAAGAAAGAGCUGCGCUUGGGAGAGACGACACCCUAAUCUGCCUUGCCCUUUCUGUUCCUGCUGUUGACACAAUUUGAGCUUGUGCCUGUGGAACUGCUGGGUCUAGAAACAAAUAAGACUAGCUCAGCUUUUCAUUCUAGUUAUCCUGGCGACUCCUGUCAGCCAGCAAGGUCCACAUAUAAGUAAGUAAGUAAAUUUUUAUUUAUACCCCGCACUCCUCUGCCAAGACUGGGCUCAAGGCAGCUAACAUCACAUAUCAAAUACCGUAUUUUUCGCCCUAUAGAACGCACUUUUCCCCCUCCAAAAAUAAAGGGAAAAUGUGUGUGCGUCCUAUGGGGCGAGUGCAGGCUUUCGCUGAAGCCUGGAGAGCGAGAGGGGUCGGUGCGCACUGACCCCUCUCGCUCUCCAGGCUUCAGGAAGCUAUCCGCAAGCCGUGGGAGAGCUGUGCGAAGUCGUGCAGCUCUCCCACAGCUUGUGGAGAGCUGCCUGCACCCCGAAGCCUGGGGGCGUGCUGAGCUCAGCGCCCUUCGGGCUUCGCGCAGCUCUCUGCAAGCCGUGGGAGGGCUGUGCAAAGUCGCGCAGAUCUCCCACGGCUUGUGGAGAGCUGCCUGUUCUGGGGGCUGGGGUCGGGGGAAGCUACGGCUUCCCCCGCCCAAGCCCCACGCCUGGGGGGGAAAUAAUUUUUUUUCCUUUAUUUCCCCCCCCCAAAAAAACUAGGUGUGCCCUAUGGGCUGAAAAAUACGGUACAUUAAAACACAAUCAAACAAUUAAGAUACAGCUUAAAAAUUAGAAUCAGGAUACAAUUAAAUGACUGCCCAUGAAUUAUAACCAUAGGGGUGGGGAACCUCAAGUAUUCAUCAGGGCCAGCUAUCCAUGUUGGUCCUACAUGAGCUGAUAAAAGGGCCAAAGAGGUAACUUACAGGGUCCCAUAGAGGGGGGGGUCAAACUGGGCCCAGACUGAAGGCCAGGCGGAACAACUCCAUCUUGCAGGCCCUGCGGAAAGAUGUCAAGUCCGCAGGGUCCUGGUCUCGAUAGAGUGUUCCACCAGGCUGGGGCCAAAGCCGAAAAGGCCUUGGCCCUGUUUGAGGCCAGUUUAACCUCCUUGAGGCCCGGGACCUCCAAGAUAUUAUUAUUUGCGGACGCUAAGGUCCUCCGCGGGGCAUGCCAGGAGAGGCGGUCCCAUAAGUACAGCCUUGUGCAUGGAACGUCCUUAGUUUAAGCUUCUGGUUAGAAACAGUGAAUGCAAGUGAAAAGUAGUGUGUCUGUCCCUAGUUGCCCUUGGUGGCUAUUUCAAGUAGCUAAUGGCAGAUGCUUUUGAAGAAUACUGAGCAAGAUCAAGAAUGGUCUAAACUUUCUCUGGUGCUCCGUCCAUUCAUUGUUGUUUUUCUGACUGUUUUCAUAUCAGAGAGAGAACAAGUAGCUUAGUACAGAAAGGAAUUGCAGGUAUAUUCUGGUUGGGUUGGGGAUAUUACAGAACUUGGUGUCUUUUCCCCAAUGCACUUGUUUGACUUGCUAGGACAAUAUCGGCCAUUUAUUCACUCCUCUUGUUGAGAGAUCUGGUGUCAUUUCACAUCCCCUUAUUCCUACAUCUGAAUAAAAAUAAUUGCUCUCUUGAUUUGAGAAUGUGUCCUGGUAGAGCUUCAUUGACCAGAGUGAUUAAUCUGACAGGUUUUUAUUACUAUCAUUGUUAUUUGUUUGUAACUUUUUUAAUGGAAAAAACUCUUGAGUGACUUAACGUGAUAAGAUGCAACAGUUAAAAACAAUUAAAAUCGGAAAAUGUAAAACAAUGUAUCGUAUUAGAUAGGGGUAGAUAGCACAGGCACCAGCCGUUUUAGGCGCAUUCAGUGCAUGCGCAGCCAUGCACACAAGCAUCACCACAACCUGAAAAUGGUUAGAAAAGGAGGUAGGGCAGAGUGGGCUGGCAUGCGCUCCGUUGCUGCGUUUGGAGGUCAGGAACGCACACUCCUCCCCACGCAAAACAGUCAUUCCCUGUAGUGCUGCCUAUACCAACCAAUCCUAAGAACACUGAAAUGUUUAUCCUCUUUACAAUUUCUACAGGACUUCCACAGUCUGGCAACUUACUUGUCCCAGAACACAUCCUCAGUGUUCCUCGACAUCAUCUCCGAUUUCCAUCUGCUCCUCUUCUUGGUCACCAACGAAGUGAUGCCUUUAAGGGUAUGUAAUGAGAAGGAAGUUAAUUCUGGUGAACGGUGUGAGUUCUUGCAAAGAGAGCUCUGUAUAUUUAAGGGGAUGGGCACCUCUGGACUCCACACAGUGUACCUUGCUUGCUUGCUUGCAGAAAGCUACAUGCUUCUCUUUACAUUUGCCUUCAGGUAGUUUGGCAAAGCAUCUUUUCUCAGACACCACAGGCUGCCCUAUCUCUUGAAGUGCCUCUUCAAGGUUGGUGGCAAAGAUGCUCGUGGGAUUUAAGUGCGGCAGUCUCAGCUUGGCCUUUGUGUUGUUUGUAUUGGUGUGUUCUUGGACAAGACAAGAGCCAACUUGGAUGUUACACUGACAACUGGAAGCGCUUCAUUUAAUUUCUCUGAAUCAGAAAUUCCUGCAGUAAACCAUUGCAUGAUCAGUUGCCCAGUCUUACCAAGGCCAGCAACUUCCUGUGUUUGCAUCUCCUCCCAUGCCUCCGCCCUCUUUUUAUUGGCUGGGCAGCUGGCGAAUAUAACAUCUGGAAUGCUCUUCAUCCCCCCCCCAAAAGUAAACACCAAAAGGGGGGGGGUGGCCAAGCCCUGUGCCAUGUAUGGAGAACUGCAAUGAUUUAGCAUUUGCAGAACAGCUGGGUCUACCAGUAGGCAACUGGAGAGCAGGACCAGUCAGAUAUGCUUUGUGUUAGAUAACAAGACAAAAACACUGAACAAUGUAUUUACUCCCUUAUUAUUACUAUUUUUAAAAAAAACAAAAACCUGAAUACUUACAUUUAGUGCCAAAAAGGUGGGGCAAGUGUGGUGACAAGAUAGGCAUGUAGCCCAUAAAAAGAGGGAGGUACUUCACAUUUUCACUGCAUUUUGUCUUUUGGGGUUAUUUGCCAGUUUCUGAAUUGGGCUGAUGUAUAUUAGUGAGAGACAUGUACAGUAUGCGCACUCAGAAGUCUUAAGUCUGCACCUCUGAAGUGGCCUCUAGCGCCCUCUGCUGUUUGGAGCACAAGAUGUCCCCCUUCAGCUAAGUCAUCUUCAUACAGCCAUGCAAGUUUGCCACUUGCAUGUAGCAAGUUGUGGUUGCCGAAAAACGAAUGCAUGAAAGAAUGCAGCUGUACUGCAACCCACCAUUCAAACUCACUGCUGCCCCCGCCACUGCGGUCUGGUUCUUCUGGGUGCUGUCCUGGCUGGUUGAAGGAGUUCACACUGGCAGUUCCUUUCCCCCAAAUACAGCACCGUACCAUGCAGGGUUGUGUUUGAUGUGUGUGCGAUUCAUCUUCUUGUUUUAUAGCAUGAGUAGGCAAACUAAGGCCCGGGGGCCAGAUCCAGCCCAGGUGCCUUCUAAGUCUGGCCCGCGGAUGGUCCGUGAAUCAGUGUGUUUUUACAUGAGUAGAAUGUGUCCUUUUAUUUAAAAUGCAUCUCUGGGUUAUUUGUGGGGUAUAGGAAUCUGUUCAUUUAUUUUUUUCAAAAUAAAGUCCGGCCCCCCCACAAGGUCUGAGGGACAGUGGACCCGACCACCUGCUGAAAAAGUUUGCUGACCCCUGUUUUAUAGGGUUGCUGGCCCUUUAAGCUGGAAGGGAGGUAGAGAGCACGCCUGAGAUGGCACUGGGAUGCUGUUAGAUUGUUGGAAACUGAAGUGUAUCUUUACUGCCAGUCAACACAAGCUUUUCUGCUUGCCUGAUGAGACAAUCAGCCAUCUCUCCCCCAGCCCCAUGUGCUUCUUCUGGGACUCUUCCAACCCUCCCCCAGAGCCAGUUUGGGUGUAUGGGGAAAGGGCGGGGAGCCCCACUGUGAUAUUGGUGGUCUUUGUGGGGACGUUCGCUGGCAAGACUACUUAGCUGUGUCUGGCCCUACAGAUGUGUUAUUUGAAAGGAUGCCUUAUUGUUAAAUAAGCAGUCAUGUUACCACUAUGGUUGGUGGAUUUGGGGAGGUGGGGGCAGCUCUGGAGAAAAGAGAUUCUUCCUGAACAGCCCCACGUAUCCUUGAGGUAAAUGGGAUUAGCUGUGACCUGACCCAUCAUCUCUCUUCCAGGAUAGCAUCAGCUUGUUGCUGGAGGCAGUCAGGACUCGGAAUGAAGAGCUUGCACAGACUUGGAAGAAAUCUGAGCAAUGGGCCACCAUUGAACAGCUUUGCAGUAUGUCCUGUCUUUUCCCUUUGAUACUAGGAUUUGGGCACCUCUGCAGAGAUGCUGGAGAGCUUUGGUUUUAUCUGUUAUCAGAUCACCCAGGGUUGUGAUUUGGUGUCUGAGUUCCCUCAGUCACUUGGGGGCAGGGGGAGAUCUCAGUAGGAAGGAAGGGGCUUGAGCAAGGAUAGCAGUCUCCCUGGCCAAAGAAAAGAAAUAUUUGUGAAACAGUCUGCGGGCAAGCAUGUAAUCCUUGUGGAUAAACAACUCUGUGAACUUGAUCUAGUGCAGGAGAGCAAAUAAAGUCUCUCACAAAUAAUACUAUGAGGGGAUUCAAAGUUGUACAGACCUUGCAGAGGAAGAGAAAAUAUACUUGGCAUAUAGUAAAGGUAAAGGGACCCCUGACCAUUAGGCCCAGUCGUGACCGACUCUGGGGUUGUGGCGCUCAUCUCGCUUUAUUGGCCGAGGGAGCCGGCGUACAGCUUCCGGGUCAUGUGGCCAGCAUGACUAAGCCGCUUCUGGCGAACCAGAGCAGCACAUGUAAACACCGUUUACCUUCCCGCCGGAGCAGUACCUAUUUAUCUACUUGCACUUUGAUGUGCUUUUGAACUGCUAGAUUGGCAGGAGCAGGGACUGAGCAAUGGGAGCUCACCCCGUUGCGGGGAUUCGAACCGCCAACCUUCUGAUCAGCAAGUCCUAGGCUCUGUGGUUUAACCCACAGCACCACCCGCGUCCAGUUGGCAUAUAGCUCUGCACAAACUAGAGAAAGCUACCCUUUUCUGUAAUGUUCAGCUGAAAAUUCCCCCACUUUGUCAGAGCUUUCCUAACCCCCCCUCCUGAUUCUUGUUGUGUGUUUUUUUAAUCCCUUUUUCUAGGCACAGUUGGAGUUCAGCUUCCAGGACUCCAAGAAUACGGUGCCAUGGGUGGUUCGACACACGCCACAACCUCCGCCAUGUGGGCCUGCCAGCACUGCACCUUCAUGAACCAGCCGGGCACAGAUCACUGCGAGAUGUGCAGCCUCCCACGUAGCUAGGCCCCCUCUCGGCUUAGCAUUCGGGGCGGCCCUUACAGACCAACUGGCGGAAAUACAGAGGCAAACCCUUAGCCAGGCAGGGGACUGUUCUUCCUCCUGGGAUGACACACCCUGAGGGUCAGGGCAGGUGGGGGAGGGGUGGGGAGCGACCCACGUCGUGGGCACUUGGUGCCAUCCAGCGGGUGACAGCUUGCCGGUGGAACUGGAUGUUUUAGGGGGAGGGAUACGGCACAGCCCCUCUGCCUGGCGCUGCUGCCUUGUCUUUUCUUUGCUCUCAGUAUUGUAGAAAGCCAGCCAGUGGUCAUGUUUCCCUGGAGCUGCCGUCGCGCAACCCCGUGGGCACAUGGCAGUGUGGUCAUGCUGCGCCCGCCCCCCCAAUCAGCUUGCAUGCCACAAGCUUCCCCCAGCCUUAAGCCAGUCACAGUGAGGCAAGGCAGUUGUGUUGAAGGGGUCAAUUGGGUCCCCAGGCUAGCUUGCCUAAUGUUGCUCCCUUGACAUGCUUUUUGCAUUUAGCCCCAGAAUCGCUGGGUCCCUGGUGCCUGCAUCACUUCGGUCCAGCCUCUAAUUAGAGCUUCCAAAUUGAGUGACCUGCACUGGCAGAACAUACAGUUGCUUUGUAGCCCCCCGGCUAAGUCCCAGACCGACUAUCUCGGCUAGAGAGGAAGAGGAGGAGAGAACACGCUUCUCAACUUCGUAGGAUGUCUACAGUCGUCCAGCCCAGCCACAAUGGCCACAGAUUUAAAGAGCUCUAUCAAAACAGCUGUCUCCUGGUGCUUCUCAGCUAGAGCUAGGUAACAGAGGGCCGUUCUUGCCCAAAUCGGGCAGUGGGGACCAGCUGGCUUCCCAAACUGGAAGCAGGUCGCAAUUUGGCGGCAUCAUCCUGGCUGUUUCAGGGUUGGACAGGCAGUUCACGAGCAGUUUGCUUGCUCCAGAUUUCCAUAUGCUGUCACCCCUUUGCAUUUAAAGCCAAUUCCUGGUCUUUGUAGCUGUGAGCAGGCAAACCUCGCAAGUACCUUUCCUCGUGCCUGUUAGCGACUUAAAUAGCAUCCCAGCAGGGAAAGCUAAAUGGAACGUUUGUCGGCAUCUUGAAAGGAGCUUUGUCUUGCUGCAGCGCGAUCCAGGCAAAUUGCAGCCGAGGCGCUGGAAAUUCUCCUGCCUCCAGAACACUUACCUGCCUCCUCUUCCCAUAACCACAUUUUUAGCAGUGCCCUCGAGCUCCUCAUGUCUUUUGAUGUGUGAGCUCCUCCAUUGCCAUACAGAGAUGUGCUUUCAUUGUCCAAAAAUUCCCAGCAUCUCUGCCAGCCGUGUUAGGGCACAUUUGGUUCCUCUUGCACAGCAGUAUUUCUGCACCUAACUAGCCUGUUCAUCCCCCAGGCAACUCCCAUCAGUUUUAUAGCAGAGAAGCAAGGCAUUCAUGCCAUCCAUUGGGUUAUGGGGACAGAGAGCAUCCCGUAAUUUUUAUCUUGUUAGAUGCCCACCCCAGCAAAAUGUGCCUCCACCCCAGCUACCAGUUUUCUUUAUGGGCCUGUAGGCCUGGCUCCCAGACAGCUGCCAUGAGCGACGCAGUCUCUACCUUUCCAUGGCUGGAAAUACCUAGGGCUUUGUCUGUCAGGUGUUUGAACCAACACUUCACCUGGCCCUUGUUAUUGCUGACAGGACGUGAGGCUCUCUUCUUUCCUGGGUUUGUGUUUUGACUAGAUUCCUUGAGCUCACCGGGCUGUAGCUACUCUUGCUAUUCCUUUUCAUUCUAUGGGUUGCAGAGGUGUGUGUUUGGUUUGGACUGGAGUUGACUGAAUAACAGCCCUGCAAAUAAAAAAAUAUAUUAAAAGCGUCUGAAAUGGAA
Messenger RNA from Podarcis lilfordi (Lilford's wall lizard), 52498 nucleotides. NCBI's taxonomy places the organism in Eukaryota, Metazoa, Chordata, Lepidosauria, Squamata, Lacertidae. The record is from the annotation of a GenBank genome assembly.